CGGCGCUCUUCCUACUUCCGGGAAAAUGGCGGCGGCCUGGAGACCCGUUUGGGCGGUUGUCUCCCGGGGAUACGUGAGGCGCGGCGGGGCGCCGGUGCUGGGCAGCCUGCGGGCCCCCAGGCCCCGGGCGGGCCCCUGGCUUGCCACUGCCGCUCUGGUCGGAGGCGGGGCGCUCGUGGGCUUUGGCGGAGGAUGGAGCGGGCAGGGCGGGAGCGGCGGCUUCCUGACAGUCCUGGCUCAGGUAGGAGACGAGGAGCCGCUGCCGGCUUCCCUCCCUUUCCUCGGCGUGGAAAGGACAGCGGGAGCCUCGGGGGCCGAAGCCAGCGCCUUUGCCCAGCCCUGUUCCCUGUUCCUUGGUUGGUUUCCGGGCGGCUUGCGCGGCUCCCUGCCUUCCAUCGAAUGGAAAAUAUUCAUAACCCGCCUCUCACGGCAGCGGGUGCCCGGGCGGCGUGGCAUUUCAGAUGGGGGGCCGCGUCAGUCCUGUCGCAGCAAGAACAAAAGGGGCCCACCUUCAAUACUUGGCACGCCUGGUUGGGGCUCAAGCUCUGGGAAACCCAAGAGUCUCAUGAACUGUCAUCUCUAGGCGCAGGGAUUUUGUUGUUGUCGUUUAGUCGUGUCCGACUCUUCGUGACCCCGUGGACCAGAGCACGCCAGGCACUCCUGUCUUCCACUGCCUCCCGCAGUUUGGUCAGACUCAUGUUUGUAGCUUCGAGAACGCUGUCCAACCAUCUCGUCCUCUGUUGUCCCCUUCUCCUUGUGCCCUCCAUCUUUCCCAACAUCUGGGUCUUUUCCAGGGAGUCUUCUCUUCUCAUGAGGUGGCCAAAAUACUGGAGCCUCAGCUUCACGAUCUGUCCUUCCAGUGAGCACUCAGGGCUGAUUUCCUUAAGAAUGGAGAGGUUUGAGCUAUGUGGCUGGGUGGCUUGCAGCACAUGAAAAAUUGUAAAACAUUAGACAUUAAUGCAAAACAAACAAACAGAUAAACAAAACAACCCCACCGAGGCCAGUUUUAUAGUAUUGAGUUGCAGCACUGAUACCUAAAGGCGGAGUAGAAAAAAAAGAGGAAAACUCAAGGAAGUGGUUAUAUGUGGAUGUGGGGAGAGGGGUAGAAUGGCUUAUCUAGAAAAUAAAUGCAAUGCUUGCUGGCUUUCCAGUACUGUACUGAUUCUUGGAGUUUGAAUAAGAAGCAGCACUGUUGUGCUGUGUUAGGAGAAAUACUUUAGGAAGGGUGGGUAGGUUUGAAUCAGAAGUUGGUGUCCUCUGAAACUAAAGGGCAAUUAAACUGAGCUUGAACCCUGGGAAGAUGGAGGCACUCUGGGUUGGUGGUUUCUCUGUCUGGGAGAUCAACCAGUUGCCUGUUAAUGGAUGGGGCUGCUCUCCCUAUGAAAGAAUAGGUUUAGAGCUCCUGGAUCCAUCAUUGUCACAGGAAGCUUAGGUAGGUUCAGUGACUAGGAGUGCAUUUACUAGCUAUGGUACUGUGGCCAUUCUUGGACAGAGAUUGUUUUACCAUCGUGAUUCAUGCAUUCAUAAUGUCAGGCCUUGAUUAUUGCAAGGUGCUCUAUGUGUGGCUACCCUUGGACCUAUUUCAGAUGCUCCAGUUGGUACAAAAUACUGCAGUUAGACCGCUGAUGGGGACAUACUAUUGGCAGCACAUAACUCGGGUGUUCAAAAGCUUGCACAGGGCCAGGUUCAAGGAUCUUUUAUAAAUUUAUAAUGUCUCUGACAAAUUAGGCCCUCAAUGAUUUUUAAUCCCUUUUAUCCCUACCAGAUCACUGAGGUCUUUGUGAAAGUCCUUGUUACUUGUGUCUUAUAUAUCGACCAGGAUUUCUGUGUCCAGUAUUGUGGGCCCAAUUUUGUGGAACUCCCUUCCAGUUCUAGUCAUACAGGCUGUAUAUCUUGAGCCCACUGAAUACUUUUUUAUUCUAGCGGGCUUUAAAACUGAAGUCUGAUUUUAUAUUUCUUGUACACCACUUAGAGACAAUUGUAGUUAAGUGGUAUACUAAUUGUUCGCAUAAAAUGGCUUGACAAAAGAUGUAAAGGAAGAUAUAUGGAAGAUAAUUGCCAACAAUAUAGGAGGAGCAUAAUUACAUUUCACUUUAAGUGAGUAAGUCAGUACUUACAAUGCUGUUGUUGUAAGUAAACCUGACAGGAGGAAGUGUACUUGCUUCUGCUUAAUAUCAUAUAUUAUAGGGUAACAAAGGUAUUAGUCACUGGCAGUACCUGUGGAUGAAUAAACAUUUGUUUUCAGUCUUACAAUCAAUUAAUUGUAACUGGUUUACAUCAACUUGUGAUGUUUAAUUUGCCAUAAUGCAGUCAUCGUAGCUUAGCUGCUAUAUGCAUUUUAAGUUCCAUUGGGCUGAUGGAAGUUACUUUUGAGCAGUCAUGUAUAAGAUUUUAUCACUAGGGCAUUCAUUGUUCAGCUGUAUGAAGCUAAAGUUUAGUCACUAAACUUACAUCAAAGUAUCAAAUAGUUCAUUUCCUUUAGUCUAUACUGGCAUAACUUUAGCUUGUGCUUCUCUAGUAUAACAUACCGUAUUUUUCCAUCUAUAAGAUGCCCCCAUGUAUAAGACGUCCCCUAUCUUUGGGGACUCAGAUUUAAGGAAAAGGGGGGGAGAUAUAUCAGUGUAUAAGACGCCCCCUAAUUUUUGACAUUUUUAAGGAAAAAAACCUAGUCUUAUACGGUAUAUUCUGAUGGACAAUAUUUUCCCCCAUUUGCGCUAUGCCAGAAUUUCAGUGUGUAUAAAGUUAGGAGCUUGUGUUAUCUGUGUAGCUCUCACCUGAUGCUUAACUUUGUUUACAUAAAAAUGUACUGAAUUGGUUCCUGUAAGAUUAAUAUAUAUUUACUCAUUCAGAAAAAAAAUAUUUCACAAGUAAAAUGCUCAACUAUGCUGUCUGAAUUGCAUCAUGUAGGAAGCCAUAUGUUUUAAAAACAAAUAAGGACAUUCAUGAUUUCAAAAAGAAGUUACUUACAAAACACCCUUUAUGUCCAUCUCUGUCCUUAAAAGGCCAUGGGAAUUACGUGGUUGCUGUCUGGGGUUACUUUCAUUCCAAAUAUCAAUACUUUGUUUCUUAGGGGAAGUGAAAUAGGAUAAACCUUAUGUCUCUUGGUGAGUACAGAGAGUCUCCAGAUCCAAAUAGGAAGCAUUGUGUCUAUUUCUAGACACCCAAUAAUAAUAGAACUGGUGUAGCAUAACGACUGACGAUAGAAUGAAGGGAAGUCCCUGGUUCAAACUUUUAACUACAAAUUGCCUAGCAGGCCUUAAGAGAGCUGCUAUUUCCCACCCACUCACAAAUCUACAAUAUGAGGAAACUUUGCGGCCUUAGGUCUCUAAUAAGGAUUACUGUGUUAUCGUGCAUGAACCAUUCUGAACACUUGAAAUGUACUAAUCCAUAUAUAUGUCAUGUUGCUUAGACUUUUGUCCACCUCUGAAACUAAACUUUUGUUAAAAUGUAGUGACUCUUGUAAUUCUCCACAUUUAAUUUAAAAUACGAUGACUUUCAGUUAUUCAAAUUGUGAAUAAUUUCAGUCGCCCUCCAUUUCUUUCCCGUGCUCUGGAUCUUUCCUGUUUUAGAAUUUAGGAUGAAGGUAGUACAUCAGAUUUCUGCAGUGCUCAAAAUAAGAAGCUUUUUCUUCUGUGUGGACUCGGCGUAGCAAUUAGCACAGUCAUUUUCCAGUGUUGUUGGAUGCCAGACAUAGUGAUACUUCAUACUUGUUUAUCUUUAGCACUGUAUUUCCAAUAUCGGAGUCACAGUAAUGUACUGCAGAAGAUUUUGAGAUGGGUCACUUCUGUCAAACAUCUGUUGUUGGCUUUGACUUAAUGUUUAUUUUCAGACAGCUUGCAAUCCUCUGCAUUAACAUGCCACUACACAGCAUGCUCCUCUCAUUAACCAAGUUGGGCUUGGAAUGUCUUGUCUUCAUGGGUUUACUUUUGUGAUCUUAAGCCUUGAGCUCAGCCAGUUCUUUGGUACUGUACAGUGAUUUGUUUUUGCAUUUAAUGGCGCUUCUAAAUUCUGCGUAUUAACUUCAGCUUCUAAAUCAAACUAGUUUUGGGUCAGUUCUCUAGAUUUAUUCCCUGGAUGCAAAAAGCUUAGCUUUGGAGUCUUCAAAAUUGCUUCAUUUUUUAUUUUAUUUUUUUAAAGCAAAGUGAUUGUCUAGUGAUUGCAGUUCAGACAAAUGCUUUAAAGGUCACAGAGUACUUUAUGCACUGAAAGUACCAUAGAAAUUACCGAUAAUUUAACUGUACUGUUAGUGAGGUAUUGUAAUGGGGAGACUAUACCUUUAUUAAGUCCUAGCUAGGGGGUGGUGUGCAUAACAAAUAGUAUCAUAUACAUUAAGUUGUGCUUGAAGGCAUGGAACAGAGCCAUUCUCAGUGGGGGCUGAGUAGAAAUUGGUGGCCAAGUUACCUCCAGUUCUAGAAUUGAUCAACUUUCCUUCUAAUUCCCAUCUUUAUUCCUCAAUCCAUGCAUUCAGGUCAAUGGUCCAUUUGCUUCCUUGGUCUCUCAUUGCUACUGCUCUUCAUCUAUUGUCUGCCUUGUAUUUGUUUUAAGAUUCUUGAUAAAUUUAUCUUUCUUUUUAAUUAUGGUUUAAGUGUAUAUGUUUUGUGAAUAUUAGAUUCUAUAUAUCAUUUUAGUUGCUUUGGGUAAUUUUGUUUGAUCAAGUGGUUUAUAUGGUGAAGCGUAAGUGAAGUGCAGGCUGGAGCAGGCUAGUUCAAGUUAUAAUGAAACUGACAUUAAAAACUGUUUCUCAAAUGGAGACAUCCUGCUAUACUGUAAUAACUAAAUCAUGUGUUUGGAUAAGCUUGUCAAAACAGAAGCUUUUUCAGUGGACAUCUAAAAGUUAUUUGCAAGGGACUCAACAUCAGCCUUGACUGUUGACCAUGGGGCUGAUGGGAAUUGUAGUCCAAAACGUCAGGUUUGGGAAGGCUCCCUUGAAAGAUGAAAUACAAGAAGAUAAAGACAGAUGAUGUACUUAUUAUAGCAGGAAAUUGUUUUGUUGUUUUUGCUAUACGUAUCUUUGUUACGGGAACUACAGGAGGAUGUUAGAGGCAGAACAUUCUCUUGUUACCUACAUUAUGGGGAGCUGGCUCCAGGCCUGUUGGCAGACCAACUCUGUGUUAGAAAGAUGUCUGCAAAUGUGACAUGAAGACUGGCAACAUCAAUCCCACCGUGUGGGAAUCCCUUGCAGGCAACCACAGUGCCUGCAGACAGACAAUCAGGUUGUGUAUCCAUAGCAUUGACCAGAGGAGGAAUGAUCACUGGGAGGAACGCAGAGAGAAGAAAUGCCAGCAGCACAACUGGACACCUUCAUCUGCCCCAGCUGCAACAAAACAUGUCUUUCCUGUAUCGGUCCUUACAGUCACAGCAGGCACUAUAACCUUCCAAUAGUUUGACUUCACCUCCAAACGCUCACUCCUCCAUUGUCUCCCGAAAAAGACAGAUGCCAACCAACUAUCUGUGUUAUUAUUAUUUAUUAGACCGCUAUAUCACCAGCAGUUUACAAACAACUAAACAGUAUUCAAAUUGUGAAAUUAACAAGCUCAUCAUGUUAAAAUAACACAAAGCAAGGUACAGUGUCUGACAUAAUAAUUCUGCCACAAGAUCAUUCAUAGAUGAAAAGUCGAAUUAUUCACUGAAAAACUGAUGAGUAAACAAUAUCAUUUCAUGAAGUUAUAGCCUGCAACAAUCUCUGGUAAUAAAGUCACCUACAGAAGGAUUGCUGUUAAUUUAAUCAACAAGUCUUCAAAUUAUGUAAUUACAACACUAUUCAUUGUUCAAAUUGAUUUCUUUCCUGCAUAUAUUAUGGCUUAGAGCAUUAUCAAGUUUCACAAUAUCAAGAAUUGGAGAACCUGUUUGCAAGAAGUAUACAUAAGUGCUUGAUGCUCUGCCAGGAGCUUCUACCAGCUGGCUCAGUUGUAUGAGCUUAUGUGGGAAAAGUCUAGAGUUCCUAUUUUAAUCUCUGUCCCAGAAUAUAAAAACAACUUGAAUUUGUACAAGCUUCUGCUUAAAAUGAACCACAGAUUCUAAAUAUGUGUGCAAAUUGUAUGAUGGUGAUAAGUGGGUAUAAAAUAUACCUAAUUACAGUUCUAUAGUUUUCGUAUUAUACAUUGCUAAGCAUGUGUACUUAGAACUAAGCCCCAUUGAGUUUGGUGGGACAUACUCCCCAGUUACCGUAAUAUGUAUGGGAUUGUAGCCUUAAGCAUCUUGCAGUGGAUAUUUUUCCCCUUUUCGUAUUAUGCACAAACAGGAAAGCAAUGUAGUCAUUACUAUUAUGGCCUAUGUUAUGUAUUUUUGUGUGUAAUAUUUUUCUCAAAUGAUAUCACAACCCUGAGGUCAGCAUGCCUUGUCUUAGUUCACUGUCUUUUAAACCCCCAAACCCCUAACAAGAUUUUACAAAUCUUUUCUGGAAAGUCUUUUUAUUAUAUAUUAUAAUCAAGUUAGGAACUCCCCAUGCUGCUUUUAUUCUGUAUUAAAACAUAUUAAAGAAGCUCUUUAAGUAUCAUGUAUCCCUGAAGAAGUUUAAAUAACUUGGGUAUUAAAUAUAUCCCAAGUAUCAUGCUUUGCAUUAGUGACAUACAGACAUUGUCAUGUUGAGUGACCAAAACAGUCAAUAAUAUAGCAAGUAUGGAAUCUGUAAGGCCAUAAUGUUAUGUUUAAAUUUAGAAAUGGAUUUUACUUAGGGGUGUGCACUUGUUUCACAACAUAGUAUCACUUACAACUUUUUGAAAGCAGGAUAUAAAUAUCUUGAAACUUUGACUCUGAAAAUAUAGUGGAUCCAUGCUUUGUAUUAAUAUUUCAGUUAGGGUUCUGGAAAAUAUCCAGUGCCCUCUUAUAUACUUGCUUUUCUCUAAUCUGCUUUGUUACGGAUAUUCAUUACUUUUGCUAUGUGAGAUUAAUUAUGGAAAUCCUAAGCAUCAUUUGUAUUUAUGCAACAGUGUCUUUAAAAUAUGCUGAAUGACCAAAGGAGGGUGGUAUUGAUGGCUGUUGUUUGUAGGACAACUCCUGUCCUUUCCUUUCUGUCAACAAAUGCAAUACCUUUAGUUUCCAUAAGUGUUGACAGAUCAAUUAGCAGGAAUCUAGGUAACUGGGGGUAGGGAAGCAUUUUGUCUAAAUUAUAAAAUAUGGUAUAAACAGCAAAUUUUAACUGCAUUGCCAGGCAUCAAUUUUCCUGUGGCUAAUUAAUUCUCAUAGACACUAAUUAAUUGGCAGGUGUUCCAGGGUCCACAUAUUCACAUAAACAACACUUAAACUAGCAUUGUGUGCAUUAUAUAAUUAGUUAUAUUGUGUUGUAUCCAGUGGUGCAUGAGCAGAGGCAAUUUGUACAAUGUCUGCUUCGUUUCCUUUCCUCUCCUUCCCCCUGUACUCCGCCCAAAAGGCCUCCCCGGAGGGCCAGGGGGACCUAUUGAACAUUGUGGACUGUAUCUUACAGGGUUCCAGAGGGAUGCAGAAUCACCCCAAAUAUUGAAUGCUUAAAUAUUUAAAGUUAAUGGAUACAGAAUGUCCCUAACUGGUGUAUACAUGAUUAUUGCUCCUCUAUACUUGUAUGGUUAAUCUUUCUGUUGUAUGUCAGUUCAGUUGGAAUUAGCCUUGUGAUGUGCCUACUUUGGUGAUAAAGCAUGGUAUUUGGGCAUACAUAAGCCCAAGGAGAGAAGUCAAAGAAAAGUUUUCAUAGCGGUACGGAGUUAGAUUGCCUCUUGAAGACUUAAUUCAGAAAUAACAUGUGCUGGGGAAAGCUUUUGGGUUUAAGGACAUACACACACCAAGAGCACAUUUCUAGAGCUCAGUUCCUUCCAGCCUGCAAAAAUCUUUUCAGGCUCAGCUUAUCUUUGGCGUAGAAAGGAUUCUGAAUGUGAGUUUGGGCUCUAAGAAGCAGCCAAAGGGCUGUUGUGCUUAAUAACUGACAAGAGGAGAGUCAGGGGGCUGAAGCAUGUUACUAAGGGUCCCACUUGAGUACUUUGUGCUAAGGAGACGCAGGUGGCUCUGUGGUAUGAACCACUGAGCCUCUUAGGCUUACUGAUUGGAAGGUCGGCAGUUCGAAUCCACGCAACAGGGUGAGCUCCCGUUGCUCUGUUCCAACUUCUGCCAUGCUAGCAGUUUGAAAGCAUACCAGUGCAAGUAGAUAAAUAGGUACCGCUGCGGCGGGAAGAUAAACGGCAUUUCUAUGUGCUCUGGCUUCCGUCACGGCACUCCAUUGUGCCAGAAGCGGUUUAGUCAUGCUGGCCAUAUGACCCAGAAAACUAUCUAUGGACAAAUGCUGGCUCCCUUGGCCUGAAGCAAGAUGAAUGCCACACCCCAAUAGUUGCCUUUGACAGGACUAAACUGUCCAGGGGUCAUUUACCUUUACCUCACUUUGCGCUGGUUAGCUAUCAGGUACUAUUUUCUUAUGAGUAGACAGUAGAAGUAAUUGCAGUGAGAAUAUAAGAUGAAAUUGGCUUGACUUUUCUUGGGUAAAUUUUUUUGGAGGGAGGAAAUGCAAGCUUCUGUGCAUUAUUAGCCUUGGUGUUAAUUUUCAGUUUUCCAAUCUCAUUAUGUGGUUCAUGUGGUGGUGUUUGUCCUAAGUACAACUGCUCUAAAAGAGUGCUGCAAAUGUAAAGGGAGGUACAUCAGUAUUUCCUUGUGAUUCACUUUAUUUAGCCAUGUGGCAGUGUGUUCCAGACCAUUCCAAACGCCUUCCAGUAAAUGCGCUUACAGAAGACUGUGGCACAUCUCAAGUUGAUUUUUAGUGCUUAGGUCACCACUCAAGCAGGCAUUCUGAUUCUUUCUUUUUUUCCCUCCAUCCAUCAGUCAAAGACACGAGAGUGUGCUGAAGUUUCUAAGAGUUGGAUAGCCUAUACAGCAGCGGUGGGGAAACCUUUUCGGCUCGAGGGCCACUUUAACUCAUGGUCAGCUUUUGGGGGAUGCGUGCUGCUGGUGGGCAUGAGCACAGGCAAAAACAGAUAAGACAUGGGGUAGAAGAACAUAGACCAAUGGAUGUGGUUAUUACAUUGGUAGAGAAGAUUACCUUUCAGCCAUGCAGAAAUUGGAGGUUUCUGCAUGCACUCGCAUAUCUCCAUCCUCCACGUAGGCAAGCAAGAGACUGUUAUGUCAGUUCAUGGACAUGUUCCAUGCAGGCAGCAGCACUUGAGGAAGGUACACAGCGAAGCCACUGAAGGGGGAAAACUGGGGAGGGAGAAUGGCCUGAGGGCCAGAUAAGAGAGGUCUGGAGGGAUGCAUCUGGUCCUAAGGUGUGAGGUUCCCCACCCCCACCAUUUACAGACACAGUAAUUUGCAGGUAUAGCUACAUGCAGUAAAAGACAUUAAUGCUGCCUGGAAAUGACACAGUAUUCAGCUGAACUGUUAGCCAUUGUAUUUUUCAACUGGUGUAGCUUUAUCUGUUGCAUUUUAUCAUGCUAAGUCACUUUGAGAUUGCCUUUGUAAAAAGCCACAAACAAAUCUAGUAAAUCAUCAUUUACUAGAUUUAGCCCAUCACAGUUGUUUUGUUUUUCUAAGUUGUGUUAUUAUAAUUAUUUUAUUAAUAUUUAUUAAAUUUCUAUACUGCCCUUCAUCCAUAGAUCUCAGGACAGUUCACAUAAAAUUACAAAAUAAAAACCACAAAAUGCAUAAUAAAAUUACGAACAACAACAGACCAAUAAUCCCUCCUCCCACAACACAUUUAAAAUGUCAGCACUUUAAAAUAAACAUAUGCUUUGGAAUCAGUAGUCAUUAAAUUAUAUCUACCACUUUGAGAAUGUUUAGUUAGCUAUAAUGGAGAGUUGGUAAUCUGUUUCAUGUAAUUGAUGACAAUAAGUCUUUAUAUAUGCUGGAAACAAAUCAGACCUUUCUAAAACCCAGAAAUGUCAGAACAGAGUCACAUCUUCUCUAGAGGAUAAAAUGUAGUGCAUUUUAAAUAGCAACGAAAGAUACCACUGACAAGUAGGUUCAAACAAAACAAAAUUACUGGAACAGAUCAAAAUGAAGGUGGUAUGGCUAAUAAAAUAAUAGCAGUCUUGGGGCCUGUAAUUCCUCCUUAGAUUAGAUACAUGAUAUUUUGUUGGCACAGAGUUCAAACACUUAUUCCCAUACUAUUAGUAAUUUGACUUCAGUCAUGCACAGGCUUGUUGACAGCUAUUUACUAGAAAUCUCCUGUAAAGUUGGGAAGGUAGACCAGGUAUCCUGCUGUGCAGCAAUAAAGGUAUUGGCAUACCAGCUGCAAGGGCUAUUUUUAGCUCAAGCUUUAGGUUUAUGAUGGCAUUGCGUAUUAGUAAUAAGCGCAGUAAAAUUUCAAAGUAGUAGAAACCUGAACAUAUUCUGGCAUUAUGCUGUUUUGUUCCUCCUUUGAGCAACUGGGAAUUUAGACCAUUCCAUCCAUCCCGAGUGUGGUAUAAUGUGUACUGUUUUGAAUAAGCCUUCUUGUAAAGCUAAAACUCUUCUACUACACAAUGGUCUGAGGACCUCAGGAUCCUGGCUGCAUUGGACAUAUUUCAUAUAGACAUCAGUUUUUUUGUGGAUACAUAGCUUGACAUCUGGAGGGCUUAUAUUGACUUAUAUGUUUAACUUAAGAUAUGUGUUAUAUGGUUAUGAUGGUUUUCUAUUACCGACUAUGGUUUUCCAUUCCUAGUAGCAUUAUUGAUAUAUUUUCCAUUUGCUUAAUUUUAUUUAAUUCCAUUUUUAAUUCACCCUGCCUUUCCCUUGUUCAGUUUUCAAAAAUAAGAAUUUAAAAAUGCUCCUCUUAAGGCAGCUGAGAUCUACCCACAGAAGAGCACUGUUCACUAAAUGCUGUUGACUUUUUUAAAGUCACAGGCAGGGAACUGACCCAGGACUGGGAAAGUGCAUGCUGAGUAGAAGUUUGAUCCAUUUGAGCCACCAUCCAUCCUUAAAUACAAUUCCACAUUAUUGCUCCCACAUCUGACAGAAGAACAUGAGCAAUGUCUUGGCAUUUAGUAUUGACAAAAGCCUAUAAAUCUUCUAAAAUUAAACUGUCCAUUAUACUCCCAUUCAAAUCUUCAUUAAUUACACACAUAGUCAUGUUUAUGAAAAUAGUAUUAACAAUAAGAAUAUAAUUUCAGAGUACUGUACUAAUGUAUUUAAUACAACAGUAGGUUAAAUUAUAGUGUAUUUUAAGACUUCUCUGCCAAGGGCAAUAAAUUUAACAACAUGGUUAUUAAAACCUUUGUAUAAAACAUCAUAAGAACAAUGCAGACUAAACUAUUCUUGCAUCUGAAAAGCUGGAAUGCAAAGAAGUUUUUAUUCUUUAUUGCCUCAAGUAAAAAUUCUGUGGAAACAGAUAAGUGAUGACAAAGCUUUGAUGUUAAUAAACCCAAAUGGAAGUCAAAAAUCAAAGUGUGUAAACGGCUAGGUUAUAAAAAGAGAGAUGACAGAGUUAUACCCUGUAAUUAGGUGUAAUUUGUGCUUUUGGCACAGCUAUUUGUCCUGUAUGAAUGAGAGGCUGUCUUACAUUUUCUUUGCUUGUAUAAUAGAAUUACAGUACUGACACAUCUACUUAAACAUGUACAGGGUUUCUUUCUUUCUUUUUAAAGUAUUUGACAACAGCAGCACCCCCUCCCCCCUUGAGAUGCCUGACUUGGAGAUACAUAGCUUUAAAAUCAGAAAACUCGAAGCAGCAACUUACCUGGUGCAGGUAUUUAGUAGAAAAAGUAGUAGCAAAGUUUUGGUGUGGUAGUAAAAUGCAGGAAAACCACAGUAUACCUUUCUGGCACAAGUCUUAACCGCAGAUGUACCACGAGUUGUCCACACAGACAAGAGAACAAUUGAACAAUUCAAUUAAAUAAUUUUGUGACCUUGCUUGUUUAAGAGCUGCCUAAAUACUGUCUGAUCAGGGUUUCAAAGUAAUUAUAUACUAAAAACAACACAAUUGUGUUGGCUGUGCUACUGGUCUGGGUUCCAUGUAAUUGCAGCAUCUGCAGGGUUAUCAACUUCUUCUGCAACUGGAAGUUGAGAAGGAAUGAGAAAGAGAAAUAUUUUAACAUCAGUGAAACUAGGAUUUUAUGUUGCAUUUUUGUAACAUUUUUGGUUGGUUAUUAUUUACAAUAUUUAUAAAAGUGUCCUCAUAUUUUCUGUUAAAUUGUCAUCAUGCUUAACUCUCUAGUAACAAUUUAACAACAAUUUAACAAUAUAGUCCCAAUUUUGUAUUGCUGUUUCAUUAUUGCCUGUGCUAAAAUUAUACCCACGUAUUAACACAGUACCAUGUAUUUAACCUACAUGUCCUUCUGUAGGUUUCUAAAAGAGAGAUUGCUAAAUUCUUAGAUUUAAAUCCAGAGUUGCUUAAAAUCUUAAAUCUUAAAAAUGUACAGGAUGUGCUGCAGGCUCAAAAGUAGUACCAUUUAGUUAUAUGGGGCUUACUCCCAGAUAUGAAUGAGUAUUGGGCUGGAGCCUUAGUAAACCUUUCUUGUGAGUUACUUUACUUUUUCUUGAAUUGCCUGCUGAAGGCUUACCAAAAUCCUCUUAAAAUUUCCUAUAAAGCUUUGGUCAGAGGUCAUCACAAACUUCAUUGGUUUGUAAAUACUUUGUUGUAAAAUUGGUCAUAAAUUAGUGUAAUUGUUUUUUGCUUAAAAAUAGAACUGUCCUCUUGUGACAAGUGCCAUUAAAGUUACAUAAAUAUUGGGAUUCCAGUUAAAAAAAAUACAUGAAAAUUCUCUCUCCACAAGGUUUUUAAACUGUUUUUUUAAAAAACAUUUGGGGAAAACAUAAAGAGGUAAGUUUGAAAUCAUGAAAAAUUAGGAUAGUAUUUCCUGGAUUUUGUGUCAACAUUUGCUUUAUUCCUGCUAGGCAGCGUACAGAUUAGAUAAUAAUGGCAAGCAACUAUAUACGAGAGGAAAACUAGCUAUCUGGAACCACCAUAGCUUACCCUUGAUCCUGGAAAUAGGAUCAGAGACAUCCAAUGCUGUGGGGUAUAAGAAGUUCAUUCCUACUAUGUGCUUGGCAUCUUUAUAAAUUGUCUCUUUUUAUAAGGACCUAGUACUUCAGUCAGGGUAAAAUGCACCCCCCAGGAGAUAGCACAGGGAGGUGUCCUGGUUUAGUUAAGAAGUGAAAUUACAGGGAAUCAGGCAGAGGGCCUUCUCGGCGGUGUCGCCCUCCCUGUGGAACGCCCUCCCAUCAGAGGUCAAGGAGAUAAAUAACUAUACAACUUUGAAAAGACAUCUGAAGGCAGCCCUGUAUCAGGAAGUUUUUAAUGUUUGGUGUUUUAUUAUGUUUUUAUAUGGGUUAGGAAGCCAGCCACCCAGAGUGGCUGGGGCAACCCGGCCAGAUGGGUGUGGUAUAAAGAAUAAAAUUAGGAGUAAAAAGUUAGCUAUGAAAACUAAGGCGAUCUAGUUGUUUAUGGUGUGUUAGGAGUCCUGGAUUCAAAUCGUUGAGCUGCAGACAGUUUGGACAGUUCUGCACAGCUGUAACACUCUGCUCCGUUUAAACAAUUCUAUACUUGUGCAAUAGACUUCCACUAGCACAAAGAGGAUUUCCCCUUCCUCUUCGCUCUCCUGCAGCACCCUCCAUACCACACAAAACUUCUGCAGAUGUUUGGGGGACCCACUGGAGCAGAUUGGGUAUGGGUGACUUUUUUGUCACAUUUAUCUUAUUUAAACUUUUUUAUUCUGCCCUUUAUCAUAUUACAUUUCAGGGUGACAUUCAUAGAAUCAUAGAGUUGGAAGAGAUCACAAGGGCCAUCGAGUCCAACCCCCUGCCAAGCAGGAAACACCAUCAGAGCACUCCUGACAUAUGGUUGUCAAGCCUCUGCUUAAAGACCUCCAAAGAAGGAGACUCCACCACACUCCUUGGCAGCAAAUUCCACUGUCGAACAGCUCUUACUGUCAGGAAGUUCUUCCUAAUGUUUAGGUGGAAUCUUCUUUCUUGUAGUUUGGAUCCAUUGCUCCGUGUCCGCUUCUCUGGAGCAGCAGAAAACAACCUUUCUCCCUCCUUUAUGUGACAUCCUUUUAUAUAUUUGAACGUGGCUAUCAUAUCACCCCUUAACCUCCUCUUCUCCAGGCUAAACAUGCCCAGCUCCCUUAGCCGUUCCUCAUAAGGCAUUGUUUCCAGGCCUUUGACCAUUUUGGUUGCCCUCCUCUGGACACGUUCCAGUUUGUCAGUGUCCUUCUUGAACUGUGGUGCCCAGAACUGGACACAGUACUCCAGGUGAGGUCUGACCAGAGCAGAAUACAGUGGCACUAUUACUUCCCUUGAUCUAGAUGCUAUACUCCUAUUGAUGCAGCCCAGAAUUGCAUUGGCUUUUUUAGCUGCCGCGUCACACUGUUGGCUCGUGUCAAGUUUGUGGUCAACCAAGACUCCUAGAUCCUUUUCACAUGUACUGCUCUCAAGCCAGGUGUCCCCCAUCUUGUAUUUGUGCCUCUCAUUUUUUUGCCCAAGUGCAAUACUUUACAUUUCUCCCUGUUAAAAUUCAUCUUGUUUGUUUUGGCCCAGUUCUCUAAUCUGUCAAGGUCGUUUUGAAGUGUGAUCCUGUCCUCUGGGGUGUUAGCCCCAGUUUGGACAGUUCUGCACAGCUGUAACACUCUGGGGUGUUAGCCCCAGUUUACCAUGUAAACCACAGUAUCUGAAAAAAUUCAAAUCCUGUCUGAUGUGAGACUCAAAGAAAAAUGCAUUGAAUGAGCUCUUAGAAAUCAAAUGAAUUUUCUUACUUUGUAAAUUAUUUGUAAGUUUUCUUAGUUCAAGCUUGACUGGCAAAUGACAGUUGGUGCUGGGAAUUUAGUACACCCAUUUGUGGAUAUAUUGAGAUUUAAAAAUAACACAUACUUUUUAAAACAUCUAGAAGCUAGCUUAUUCCCUGUAACCUUUGUUUUGCAGAUGGAUUUAGAAAGUAUGCUGUAUUUAAAAUCUGAGCAUGGAUUUAGAGCAGCUUUGAAACUGUUCUUAUUGUGGCAGAAUAGAAAUAGUGUGACAUGACUACUUAAUCUUUAGCUGGGCCAGGGAUUCUUUAUACAUAAUCCCAUCUUUCUUAAAAGAUGGUAAUGCAAUGUAUGUAGUGCACUGCAAAACGGUUAAAGGAAAACUUGUUAAGCCCAGAGGCCUAUAAUGGAAGCAUUCAUUAAAUUGCUUUUGAAGAGUGCUUUGAGUUUUAACACUCAGAUUCGUUGUUCUGGAGUUUGUGAGGUCCUCUAGAUGUUGCGGAACUCUAACUCCCAGCAGCCCCAGCUAGCAUGGCUGAUGAUCAGGAAUGCUGUAAGUUGUAGUCCAAGAUCUGGAGGGCCAAGGGUUCCUUUGUUGUAUUGCUUCAUUUUGAUUAACAUUUGUAUCUUUUUAAAAAUGUGACUGCCAGCCCUCUUUAUAAAGAAAAAAAAAGGUGGUGUUGGAUUUAUUAGUUAAGCGUCAGUUAUCAGUGAGAGUUAAUAAAGCAUGUAGCAUCAUUAUUAAAUACAAUUCUCAUUCUUUUAGACCACUUUAAGAUUUUACUAUAGAAAAACGUUACCUAAUAUGAAAGUUAAAAGAUCUGCUGUUUGUUGGGAAGCUGAACUCUCUUUAUACUGGGUGCUAGAAAACUUGUUUUGUGUGUUAUGAUGGACAACAGAAGCAGCGAUCUUUAGUUGUUACCUUCUGUGGCUAAUGGCUCAUGUGUAAGUGGAGUGCACUACAUAUACUUAACACUAGCUUUGAUGUCUGAAAAAUCACUAAAGGAUAUUGUUUGAAAAACAAACCUCUUGCCAUAUUUGUCAGAACAAUGAAAUGAGCAUCUCUUGAAAGGAGCUAUCUUGCUGUAGGGUAUUGAAACAAAUGUUCCUCAGAAAUCUGAGUGAAUUGUAAGGAGAGCUCAGUUGCUUUAUUCUUUAUGGAAAUUUUGUCCUUGAUGAACCAGCUGUGUGGGCUCGCAUAGUUUGCUUCUGUUCUUAUGAAUGACUUGCUAAAAUAAAGAGAACUACAUUGGGUCAAGAGGUUGAACAAAAUACUUAGGGAAAUUACGAUCCUUCACUGGCAUACUCAUGGCACAUGCUGGUGGGAAAUGAUCUCUUGUGUGUGUGCCACUUCAUCAGAAUCAGUUAUCUAUAUGAGCAGGUUCUACAUCUCUAUAACUGAUUUAAAAAAAAGAAAAAACCCACAGAAAACUGUGUGAUUAAUGAAUUUGGGCAUAAUGUUUUCAUGUGCAUGGUUCUCCACUUCCAAGCAAAGGAGUGCCAGAGCUCAAGCUCAGUAAUAACUUUUAAUAAUGUUUUGCAUGGAGAAAAAUAUCUCAGUGGCCAAGCUAGGGAAAAUGCCUGCAUAGAAAUUAGUGACCCACUUUCAGUUGAAAUACACCCGGGCUAGAUGGACCAAUGUCUGACUUAGAUAGCUUUAAAAGUGGAAUGGACAGAUUUCUGCAGAAUAAGACUACCUCCAGUAUCUGCGUCUAUGCCUCUGUGUAACUAUACCUCGGGUUGAAGUCGCUUCAGGUUGAGGGUUUUCAGGUUACGCUCCGCGGUGACCCGGAAGUAAUGGAACGAAUUACUUCCGGGUUUCGCCACUUGCGCAUGCGCAGACACUCAAAAUGACGUCAUGCGCGGAAGCGGUGUAUUGCGAUGCGCAGAGACGCAGGUUGCGUUUGCUUCAGGAUGCGAACGGAGCUCCUGAACGGAUCCUGUUCGCAUCCAGAGGUACCACUGUAUUGCUAGAAAUAACAAAUGGGGAGAGUGCAGUUGCACUCAUAUCCUUUCAGCAGGUUUCUCACAGUCAUCUGAUCAGCCACUAUAAACCCAAGAAAAAUGAGGAAAAAGCAGCUCAGCUGAGCAAAGCAAGCAAGAGUCUUUUCUUAUCUUUUUUUUUUUGCUAGCCAUUAUGAGAAUUCUAGACCAAAUGGGCCUUUGGCCUGAUGCAGCAGGACUUAUCUUCUGUUCUUCUUGUAUUGGGCAACUGCAAAGAAGCCCAGUACCUCUCCCAGUACUUAUGCUUUGUGACCGAGGACUGUGAAAGAGUGAUGUACUGCCUAAAGCAGAUAUUAAAAUUGUAGAAGUUAAAUAAUGAUGCUUGUAUCCGUUGCUAUUUCUAUUAUGUGUCUAUUUUUGCCAGAAAAAUAUGUGCAGUUUAUGUGACCUUAAAAUGGUUGACUGAAAUCCUUUAAGGCAGAAGAUACCAUGCCACAGUAUAAAUAGCUGUAUAGGUGCCAACCAUAAAUAGGCAAAAAAUAAUGUGUCUGACUUUAGAGUCAUGUGGUUCAGUUGCAUCACGUUUGAAAAAUAACUGGGAGUGGACGGGUGCUGAAUUAAUGGUAUAGUUAAGCUUGUCAUUAAUACUUAUGGCGGGGUUCUUUUUUGGAAACCAUUAAUGAAACCUCAGCUUUUUAGCAGCUGCCACUUUAAGAAAGCACCUGAGAUCUUUAAGGUGACAAUAAAAUCAUUGCAACUUUUAAGUAGUCGAUGUUUUUUAAAUUAACAUUAUGCAGAACAAUGGUUAAGGAAGCACUAUUUAAUAUGAUGAAUCAACAAUUUUCCCUAGUUGCAGGAAUUGUAGGAAAUCACUCUGUAUUGCAAAAAAAAAAAAAAAAGUAAUACAAAAACUCCUAUACAUAUUCUAUGUGGUAGCAAAAAUAGUGAAGUUAAGUGAACUAAAAAAAUUUUUUUAAAAUCAAAUGGAGCUUUAACAGCCUCUGCUAAAAUACUUUUUAGAGCUAUAAACUAACAGAAUAACAGGUGCUCCAGCUUUUGUUCACCUAUACUUACGGAAAAUUCUUAAGCUGGUAGCUUGCUGUGUUUGUGAAGCCAACAGUGUAGGAGAGCCAUAAAACUAAGAUGAAAUACGCAACUAACUAUAUUUUAACAUCUAUUAUUUAUGCUUGCACAACUUAAUUUCCAUCUUAUUUGAACAACAUUUUGUGUUUUGUACACUUCAUCACAGAAUUUAGUUCAAAGCUCACAAAAUACACACAGUCCUGGUUUUUAAAAAAGUACCGUAAUACACAGAUUAAACAUGUACGUUGUUAAAAAUGAGUUUUCUUUUUGGGGGGGGGACUGUUUUGAAGGGAGCCCUUACUUUAAUUGUAUUUAUUUAAAUCUUUAGCAGAUUGUCUUAUAAAUCUAGGGUCAUGUACUUUGCGUGCCUUAAUAUAACUUAUGUGGUGAUUACAGAUUGUAUAAGGGCAUGCUACAAUACAUUUAUGGCAAUAUAAAAUUAAAAUGCAUGUGUCGCACGGUAUCUUGCCCAUUGCCAUUCUUCUUACUCUAUGUUGACUUCAUCUCAGAUAAUAAAAGGAAGACAAAAUAAAAAUCACAGGUUUUACAGGCUUUUGGUUCCCCAAUGUAUAGAUGUUUAUUUUUGGAGCAACAUUGAGAACAUAUGACUGGCUUUGUUGUUGUUGUUGCAUAGAUAGUAUUGUCAGUAAAGCAUUCUUGGUCCUCUUUAGUGGUCUGUAAGGGAAGAGCUAACUCAACUGCAUUUGGUAUGACCUAAAGUUUCUAGCUGUGCUGAACCUGUGCAUGGAGAAUACUUUAUUCCCACCAGAAGAAUAGUGUAACAUAAUAUGGUUGCAGAGGUGAAACCCUUAGAUAAACUCUCUGAAUCGACAGUUAUACUAACAAAUAAUGUAGUUCUUAUUUUGUCUGCCUUGCAAUAAAUUCAGGAAGGAAAUGUCAACAUAGUUCUUUCAUCAGAACAGUCUUAGGGGGGGGGUCAUUGUUGCAGGAUGACACCUUGUUGGUUUUCAUCUUUUGGGGUUAUGUCUGUACAUAAGGAAUAAAUGUGUGCAUUGCACAUGAGUGGCAAAACAGUUUCUGUCCAGCUUAUGAAGAAUUGUCUAAUGAAGAACAGAAAACACUUUUGGAAUGUGCCACAUUUAGCUCAAUCCAAUGUAUCUUUAUUUGGAAGCUUGUUCCAUGGGUAGGAUGCUGUUUGCAAUUAUGCUGUAGGCACAUCUGAUUGUGAGUUACGCUUGUAGAUGGUGUUCCAUCCACAUGCUCUGUUUGAAAUACAUGUGUGAAAUGGAUGGAAAAUAUUUUUUUCUUCCUUUUUGAGUGACCAAAUAUUGCAACAGACAUGGAGGGAAUGCCUUUUUCAUCACCUGCAACAAAUGAAUAGCUUCUACAUAUUUUUUGUUCCUAGGAAGCUGACUUCUCAGCAUUCAUUGUAUUGAGUUGGGAAGGGAAAGUAAAGGAAAUACUAUAGUCAGGUAACUGACCCAGCAGCUGGCAAAUGCAGCUGAUGUGGAAAAAUGUAAAACAGUUUGUCUGGGACCAGAAACUUAAAGGCACUAUGUGCCUAAAUGGAACAAUCAUUCAACACCCGAAAAGGAUUUUGAAAAGUCUUUGAUGGAACAGAAUCAUUGGGACCAAGCAGCUAGUUGCACAGCUGUAAGAAAGUUACUAGGCUGAACUUACAGAUGGCGAGAAUGCAAAACAAAAGGUGACAUAGUACAAGAGCUCUACAGUGUCACACAAUAUGUUCCGUUGAUCAUAAAAGGCAGGUGAUAUUGCAGCGUGGACAGUGCAAUUGGCAGCAAAGAUGAAUCAUGGACAUGGUAAAAAAUAUUAGCAGAAGGAGUUGGGGCAGAACACAGUUCUGUAAAGUGUGUAAAGCAUGUGUUAUUAGAAUAGCUGAAAGCUGAUUGCUUCCUUUUGGUACUUACUGCAUGUUGGCUUGGUAAUUCUUGUUCUCCUGAAAGGUUCAGGGCUGCUUCUCACAGUCCUACAGAAAGUGAUGCCUGGAUUUGUAGAUAUAUAACAUAUUAUUCUGUGUUAACUUCCUUUCAAAGCAGGCAUGGGUAUAAACCGGUGUGACAUAUUACUGAGUAACACCCUGAUACAAAUUCAACUCCUAACUGCACCCCUCUCAAUACACAGUUGAGAGUGGCCCUCCUGUGCCUCUGUUUUAACUGGUGAGAAGUCUUGCUUAGAACAAAUAUAUGAGAAGUGGGUAGCCUAUGAAUGCUAUUGAGUGAUUUCCAACAUUGGUCUUACUGAGAGUAGGACCACUGAAAUCAGUUGACUUGUAACUUAAAUCCAUUGAUUUUAGGUGCAUCCAUUCUCAGUAUGACUAAUGUUGGAUAUCACCCUCAAAAAAAGGCAUCAUUAGUAUUGAUUACUUUACCAGAGUACUUAUAUAUAAAUGUAUCACUUUAUUUGUUUUAAACUAAAAAUUGAGGUGACCAUUGACUGAAAAGCAGCAGCGGUUAUCAGGGCUGCAGCAUUUACCUGAUUUCCCAUCAGAGGCAUUGCUGUAGUUGCUGCUGUUGCUUCUUUGCUUCAUAUCCGAGUAAUAUUGUCUUCCAUGAACAUGGUCUUAACAGUGAGUCCGUAAGUGACUGUGGAGGCCAAUUCUGGAUCCACACAUCCUUCCACAGCAGGGACAUAGGUUUCUGGGCGGGAGCUGAUCACGGUGAGGGUUUGCCAAACGCGCCUUCCUCUUAGUACGUUUCUCCCUUUUGUCUUGAGUUCAAGCAUCUUCAAAGUCCAUGGCACCUUUGGUAAAGGCUGUUCUCCAGUUGGAGCGCUCGCAGGCCAGUGUUUCCCAGUUGUCAAUGUUUCUACUACAUUUUUUAAAGAUUUGCCUUGAGAGAGUCAUUAAACCUCUUUUGCUGACCACCAGCAUUACACUUUCCACUUUUAAGUAUGCUGUAGCAUGCUGGGAGGAGUAUGGUAAUGGUGAGGUCAGCAUGGUGCAGAUGUGCUGGUGGAGCCAACCCAGUCCUACCAAUGUGUUUGCACCAUGCCAGCCUUCUCUCUCUCUCUCUCUCUCGCUCUCUCUCUCUCUUCCUCCCAGGAUACCACAGUGAUGCCAGCAACAAAAGGUCAGGUAAGUAUCCUGCCCUACCAGUUGCUGCUGCUCAAAAGUCCCACCCUGCUUAGUGGAACUUAACCCCUGAUAAGUAUAUGUAGUAUUGCAGCCUGUAAUGCAGCAGUAAUGCAAAACACAUUUGUUCCCUUUUAAGUUCAUAGUAUCUCACCAGCAGGGAGACAGUCCCUCAAUACCAAGAACUUGUAAUUUUCCUUUUGGAGGUGUACUAACUCAAUAUAAUUUUAUGAUUGCUGUUUGCCUUCCUACUUAGGACUAUAUUCUUCUUCCGAUCUGAGAAGUUCAAGGUAGUUUACCCCUUUGUUGUGUGUGGUUCCUCAGAUGACGAGCACCCACCUCUGGCAAGCUCUCUAGCUGCUGCCAUUUUCAUGAGGCUGAUAGAAUGCCAAAUCAAACUAGUUGGAAACUUGGUUCAUAUGCACAAUAACUAUUUCAGCAGUAUCUCACAAGAAGAAACUUUUAUUUCAUCAUACUUCAAGUUUGUUGUUGUUGUUUAGUCAUUUAGUCGUGUCUGACUCUUUGUGACCCCAUGGACCAGAGCAAGCCAGGCCCUCCUGUCUUACACUGCCUCCCACAGUUACUUCUUUUAAUUCACAAUCAUAACUGGAAAUAUAUGCUUUUGCUCUGAAUGCAGCCUGAAAUUCACAAAAGAAAAUUCCCACCUUAAAGAAAGAUCUGCCUGCAUUUUAAAUAUGCUUAGAAACUCAUUCUUUCUGUUACUCAUCAGAAAAACAAAGUCAAUAUCAAACACUUUUGGAGAGGAGUAACAUGUGUUUUUUUCUUUCAAGACACGAAGGUUUUCCAGAAACCUGACAAAGAUUGAUGCAGGAACUCUAAAUUUUGAGACACCUGACACCUUUAUAGGAAUUAAUGACGAAAGAGAGGGACUGUUUGAACAUUUUGAGGUUUUGUUUUAUUUCCAACAGGUGCUGCUCUGUUGAGCAAAGUGGUUGAAAGCUUUUUCAAAUCAUACUUGGAUUACUGCUGCCUUUUCCUUUUUAAUUUCAUGGCAAUCCCUAUUUCUUUAGUAAUCCUUAAAAAGGCUGCACUUGUUGCUACUUCUUAUUUCAUUAUUUGCCAAAUGCGUGCAGAAAAUGGGAGAAAUGGGAGCUCCUCGCAACGACACUUUGUGCACCUGUCUAAAUGUCUUCUGUAACUGUAAGCAUAGGGUUGAACCCAACUUGUAAUGUGUUUGAGAGGCAUGGAGUUCUGCUCAUGCAGGACUUCCCCCUUCCUCUUCUCCCCUCUUUUGCAGCUCCCUCAUGCCCCCAAAUCUACCCCAGAGGGUCUCACCAUAGGUAUUACAUAAAACAGCCAAACACAUUGGUUUUCAUGGACUAACUUCAGCAUUGCCUAAUCAAAGCAUCACGCCAUUCAUUAUUUGUGUACUCAUUCACCACUAUGUUGUGUCAGUGUAGGGCAUUCCAGACAGUGCUGUGUGAACCUAAGGCAGCAACGACUGUGAAGCACUAUUAAAUGCCCAGGGUAGACUUAAAUGCCUUUUUAGACACUAUGGUCUCGUUCAUACAUGCCUAGGAUAUGAUGAAGGAGCCAGUGCAGGCCCGACUUCCCUCAUGCAGCUAACAACGGUGCAAGCACAUUGGUGCAAUGUCCUCAAAGGAUGAGGGGGAGGAGAGUACACUGGCAGGGACAUUAUAGAUACAUUAGUAGCUUGGGGAAGAGGAAGAGGUGUACACACUGCUGUCUAAUAGGCAUGUCUCUUGCACAUUGGAACUCUCUAAAGAAUACUCAGUAUCAACCUGAUGCAACAGGACAGUAGUACAGACAGGUUGUUUUCGUGCCUGAAUCAGUGCAAGCUACUUUGUACACCAUUGCAACAACAACUGGUAAUUUAACUAUCAAAGUGGAAUCAGUGCUGCACUUUCGGUACAAAUAGUAGGUCUGUAGUUCCUUCAUUUAAAAAAUUGGAUGUUUCCUUUAAAAACAGCCACAUAUUGCACUGGUCUUCCACAUUACAUGAAACUGAAAAGAGCCUUAUCCAACUUUUUUUUCUUGGUAAAAACUUCUCUGGCAAAAAAUAAAGCAAAAGUUUCUUUAUGGCUAAAUAUACUACCCCCAUUUAUAAAUAAAUACUUUGACAGCUUUGGAAAAAUGUAGGAGUACCUGAAGUCUUGGGAUGUUUGGAUACAUUUAUUGAGCAAAAGGAGAUGGCACCAAUUUACGUGUAACUUGACUCAACCUGUUUCACGCAUAGCUUUAUCCUUCUUCAAAUAAACAUUUUUAUACAGAAACUAUUUUUGAAAAAAAAAAAUGCCGAGAUGGAAAUAGUGUUGAAAACCUUUAGCAGGAGGUGAAAAGGAUUGCUUUGCUUUGAAUUCUGGACCUCCCAAGGAAGUUUAAUGGAGUACUUACUAUCAGUCUGCUUCCAAGAAUACAGGAGCUUCUGAUAAGAGCAACUUCAGUGGUAGGACUGGAGGCCUAGAAAAGGGAAACCUGCACAUUCUUUCUCUGAACAGUCCAUUAUGAUGGGUCAAGAUUUAACCCUUCUGUUAGCGGUACCAAAAGUAGGUGUAAAAAGUUUUCUGUUAACAUGUACUGCUUCAUACUCUCUUAUAUUAAAGGGUCAUUUGUUCUGUGAUGCUUCAUCUCUCCCCACUUUUUUUAACUUAACAGUUUCAUUAAAAUGGGACAAGGAGAGGGACAUGACAUUCCCUUUUAUAAAAGAAUAAAGAAUAUAAAGAAAAAUACAAAACAUAAUAUCAAAUACCUUUUUCCCCUAAACUAAAACAUUAAUUUAAAAACCGUAUUUUGCGCCCCAUAGGACGCACCGGCCCAUAGGACGCACCUAGUUUUUUGGGGGGGAAAUAAAGAAAAAAAAUUUUAUUCCCCUCCCCAGGUGCGGGGCUGGAAGAACCAGGUCGGGGAAAAGCGGGAAGGUGCGCUCCGCCUCCCCGCUGUCCCCCGAGCUUGUGGGGCUGGCGAUGGGGAGAGGUGCGCUGAGCCCGGGACUGCAGGCACCUCUGCGCAGCCAUCGGGAGCCAGGCGGGACUUCGCGCCCGGCUCCCGAUGGCCGCACAUAGCUGCGCUGAGCCCGGGGCUGCAGGCACCUCUGCGCAGCCAUCGGGAGCCAGGCGGGACUUCGCGCCCGGCUCCCGAUGGCCGCACAUAGCUGCGCUGAGCCUGGGACUGCAGGCAGCUCUGCGCAGCCAUCGGAGCCGGUCUCCUGAGGGUUACGCAGAGCUUCCUGAAGCCUGGAGAGCGAGAGGGGUUGGUGCACCGACCCCUCUCGCUCUCUAGGCUUCAGCGAAAGCCUGCAUUCGCCCCAUAGGACGCAUACACAUUUCCCCUUCAUUUUUGGAGGGGGAAAAGUGCGUCCUAUAGGGCGAAAAAUACGGUAUCUUACCAAAGGAAAAAAGAGAAGAAAAAGAGUAAGAAAGAGGGAAAGGAAAGAAAUAAGAAAAUAAUUUUAAAAAAUAGGAAAAGAAAGUACUUCCGCUUCUGUGUCUGCCAGUUUGACACACAAACACACAUACACCCUGCCCCACGUGCCACGACUGUUACAAACUUCAUGUGUUGCAAUCCAAUUUUACAGUCAGAGUGGAAUUUUAAAACUCAAUGGACUUUGAUAAUCAGGACAAACAACUCUGUUCAUUUCAGUGGGUCUACUCUGAAUAGAAAUGCAGAUUGUUAUGGGAGUAGAAACAAAUUGUAGUAGAUAGCUCUUGAAUAAUGAAGCUGACUGUUGGAAGAUUCAGGAGGAAAGUACUUCUUUUUACAGUUCAUACUUAAGUUAUGGAGGCAGUGAUGACCACCAACUUGGAAGGCUUUAAAACAUGGCUACACAAAUUCAUGGAGGAUAGGAUUAUUUUUUAUUGCAGAUUUAUGAAAGGAAGGAAGGAAGAAAGGAAGGAAGGAGAGAGGGGGACCCAACCAGCUCACAUUAACAAAACAAUAGCAGUCAAUGAAUGCAUCCACCUUAGUUUACUCAUAUAGCUUGAUAGAUGCCAUCCAAAUAGCCCAGUGAGACUUGUGUUUAUAAAAAGUGUGUUCACAUGAAUUCCUUCUUGUUUCCUUAUUUGUAUAUGUAGUUGCCAAUUGAUGAUGUUUUCAUUUAUCUUAUUUUUCUUUUAGAUAUUUAUAAAUCAUACUUCCAUAUAUAAUUUCACAAGGCACUUGAUUAAGUGUGGUCAAGUUUGCAGAAGCUUGUACCAUAAAUAGGUAAAGGGACCCCUGACCAUUAGGUCUAGUCGUGACCGACUCUGGGGUUGCGGCACUCAUCUCGCUUUAUUGGCCAAGGGAGCCGGCGUACAGCUUCUGGGUCAUGUGGCCAGCAUGACUAAGCCGCUUCUGGCGAACCAGAGCAGCGCACGGAAACGCCGUUUACCUUCCCGCCAGAGUGGUACCUAUUUAUCUACUUGCACUUUGUGCCUUCAAACUGUUAGGUUGGCAGGAGCAGGGACCAAGCAACGGGAGCUCACCCCGUUGCGGGGAUUCGAACCGCCAACCUUCUGAUCAGAAAGCCCUAGGCUCUGUGGUUUAACACACAGCGCCACCCGCGUCCCUGUGCCAUAAAUACUUGUCCUUAAAUGUGCCACAGGGCAUUACAGUUUGAGGCUAUGACUUCCAAGGUAGACUUGAGACCUGUCCCUUUCCCACUUAGCAUUGCCUGGAGGCUGAGAAGAGGGGGGAAGAGCAGAAUAUGCCAGUGAGAAUAGGAUCCCUCCCCUCUCCAAGCUAGCUCCCUGGAAAAUCUGGUUUAUUCCUAUCACGAGGAAAGAAAAACCACCAACACCACACUUCUGCAUGUGUAUAUCUUCUUAAAUCAGUGUGUGAAAAGAAUGAUUAUUGUAGUGUCAUUCUGAAGUAGUUCAAUGUGAUAACUUGCAGGCUGGAGUGUAAAUGUAUGGCUUGUUAAACAAGUUGGUUCCUGGCUUGUUAUAACUUGUGGACCUUCCCUGCCUUUGUGUUCUCUUUAGUUGUCUUUUGCUCCCCACCCCUUCAGUUUAUAUUUCAGGAAAAAUCUAAGCCAAGCUGGAGCUUGCUGGAUUAAAAAAGAAUAACAAAAAGAUGAACUAUGUAAAGCUUUUUAGCAGCCAGCAUGUAAUACUAGUGGCAUACAUAUUCAUUCAUAAUGCAAUAGCUUCCAGGGUACAGUUGGAAGAUUGAAAUACAAUUGUAACUGCAAACUUCCGUCUACAGCAAGCAUUGUCUCCCUAUUCUUGGUGGUUACCAUGACCUUUAAUAUCUUGUAUCAACAGUGAAGGGAUCCUUGUUGCACUUGGUGAUGCUUUAAACUUUACAUUGCAAAAGAAUGUGCAAGAAUUGGUUUGCAGCCACUUUAUUUUGCUAAUGUGCAUGUUGCUGCAUGGACACAUGGUUUACAUGCUACUUUCUAUGCUGAAUUGCUUCCGUGUACGAAUUGUAUAAUGUUUGCAGUGGUCCAUUGUUACUGUGCGUCAAGUUAGAGACCAAUAAGUGCAAUCUUACCUGAUAUGCAAAGCAUGGAAGGAUUAUGUUUGUCUCCUGAUAUACAAAGGUAGAGGUGAAGAGAGAAAUGUGACUUUUCCUCCAUGUCGUAUGAAAGACAAGGAAGAGCGUCCAUGGGGUUAGUGUGAAUUCUAUAUGCUGCCCCUAUAAGAAACUUGGCUGCAGCAUUCUGAACCAAUUGAGGUUUUAGAAUGGUAUUCAAGUGGAGCUCCAGGCAGAGUGCAGUACUGUAGUCAAGAUUAAAGAUGACUUAAGAUGUGGGUUGCCCUAGUGAGAUUGGAAGGUUUCAGAAAAGGAUGCAGUAGGUACCUACAGAAUUUCCAACCUGUCUGUGAAGCCAUUUUGCCCAAGCAGCAACCAAGGGUAAUGGGUUUGGAAGUACUGUGUAGCUAGGGAAGGAAGGAAAUUGUAAAAAUAUGGACAAGGAAAUAGCACUGCAAAAAGCAAGAAAAUGCUAGAGAGAAAAUUAAAUGAGCAGACACCAGGCAUUUAACAUGGAUUACAAAAUGGAUCCAAAUGCGUGAAACUUAUUUUCCACAGCUUCUUGUGAACAUCACGUUAUUAAUAACUAACAAGGUGCUUAACACAUUAUUUAUGGUACGUGUUAAGAUUUGAAGAAACAAAUGUGUAAAGCCUUUUUAUUCUGUUCCUUUGCUAGAACUAAAUGGCCUAUGAUUAAGAUCCAUUGUUCUCCUCUGAGAUACAUUUUAUAGGCUUCACAGAGGAUUGUUGUGGGGGGAAGCACAUUGUGUAUGUGCUGUUAUAGCCGCCUCAGGCCAGGUUUCCUACGCAGACCAAAAUGAGGAAAGCCAUUGUCUCUCCCCCCUUCAAAUAAAAUCAAUUAACCUAAGCAGAUUUAUAGCUCAAAUUAAAAAAUACACUUACAGAGAAAAGGGCUGCCUUGCAGCAUGUUACUGUGCCAGCCCCAGAGUAUGUGUGUGUUCAAAAAAUGCUCAGACAUAAAUUGCUUCCUUGCAGCUGAUCACUUGCCACGUCAAUGGAAGGGGAAGACACGUGCGUCACUUGAGACUUCUUUGAAGUGAUUCAAGCCUAAUACACCAUUAACUAUUAGAGAUCUGCCAUUAACAUUCCCAGUUAACACUGGAUGUCUAACAUAAAACCACAAAAGCAGUUACAUCCAGAGUUAAGGUUGAAACCCCAUCCUUCAUUAAUUCAGUUGGUGCCUUGCUAUUGUGGAACAUCUGAUAGGUGGGAACGCCCUUGCUGUAUGUAGACACAAUAAAACAACCAAAGUCAUUAGCUGAAAUUCUACCCUUAACAUUAACUGAACACAUUUCACUGUAGUGUAAUGGGUUUUUUUUCUAGUAUAUUGUUAUUAAAAUUGGUUGAUGUUCAGUCUUAAUUAUCCUUAUAGAAGUAUUCUUUAAAGGACCCUUUUUGGUACCAGUCCUUGAAAUAACUCUGUUUUUUAUAGUGAAUGGAAGGAGCUUUUAUGAAUUAGUAUGCAAUAUCAACUCUGUUUUUUAGCUUUCCUCUAUUUGCCAUUGCACUUGCCUUAUAGCAUUGACACUUGAAGCACUGCCAUUGAUGUGGCAUUCAGAGUAGGAGGUUAGCUUGAGUAGUUCAGAGUAUGCUGUAUUGCUGUGGCAUUGAAUAUUACGUUGCUGUGGAUACACUGAAUAAAAGCCAGUAUGGGUAAUUUAUUUUAGAAGGCAACAGGCUGCUGAGAAAAACCUCUACAUUGGCUGACCAUAUGCUGGACAUAAAUUGUUGAAUUCUUUUCAGUGUGUGAUCUAUAUUUGGCUAGGGAUAAAGAAGACUGGCCUCUUGUUGCUCUAAAAGCAAGAAGAGGCAAGGAAUCCACUGGAUUUCUUAGUAGUCUGAGGCAAUGCUUUUAAGGGUUUUAUUUCAAUUUGGUUUUUCCAUAAUUAAUUUCCUCCCUUCACAAUUCUUAUUCAAGUCUUCAGUAAAGUAGCAAACUAAUUAGGCUUUUAUGGUUCCUUCUGUUUUCUUACAACUUGGUCCAUCUCAGACAUUAACAAAUGUCUUGUUUAAAGCUGUGAUAAACAAUAAAGAAAAAUGAUGUGAUACUAUUUUGUUUGUAAUAAUUACCACAAGUGAGAUAUUCUUGUGGAUGGACUGCUGACACAUUUCAGAAUACUUCUGAUCUGCAUUCAAGUGCUGCAUAGUGGUUAGGAUAAGAUAUAGUAAAUAUGAAAAUAGAAUUGAACUUUUAAAAUCUGGCACUUCCAGUUGAAUAGAAUUAUACAACAAUUGCAGUAGAUAAAAGAGCAUGUGUGUUUUGGAAGGGAAAAAUGUGAAUCCUAUUUAUCUUGGAGAUAAUUCAAGAUGAAAGAUUUUUUAAAAUAAAAAUCUGACUUUUAUUUUAUUUUGCUGCUUUAUAAUGAAAGCAAUUUUUAUGACGGGCAAAAACUGAUACAAAUAUGCUGUAUAAAUCUGAAUAAUUCCACUUCUUUAAUCACACUCCCACAGCACACUCACCUAAUCAGCAUUCCCAGGCACACAUGUACACCAGCUUCUUUUGUUUUUGUUUUUUUGCCCAAAUGGGUUUGUGCAGUUACAAAUAAUUUUUUCCACCCCUGAACAGGUGCAUUGUCCUAGAUUUUAUAGUUGUUAUAACAAAUUGGCUUAUUAAAAAGGUGUAAGAUGUCUAACAUAAAAUGGGAACAUUUGGAGCACUUUAGUCCUGUUCUAAGUUCUAAGAUUUCAUUCCACUUCUACCUUAAAUAAGCACUUAAGCAUCUUACUAAAACUUCUGAAAGAUCAGUAACAGUUUAUCACUUUGAGAAAAAUAUGAAAGGAUAGAAGAUAUCUCCAGAAGCAGUGGAAAAAACGAAGUUCUUUCCAUUUUUUCCUCAGCUUUUUAUUAUCACAUUCCUCAUCAAAGACAAGCAGCCGUUUACAAGAAUUCUACUUUAAACAGUCCAAAACAGUGUCAUUAAUGUUGGCUAUAAAUGCCUUGAGACAAAGUGAAAUGCGAUAACUCUUCAUGGGUUUUGGUGUCUCAAUAUCCAUAACCACUAGCCAGAAGAUUUCAAAGCUCUUCAGGCUGCAAGCAGCUCCUUGGUGUUGAGGGCAGUUAUUAUUAUUAUUAUUAUUAUUACUGCUUCAGUUUCUGAGCAGAAAGCAGAAAGUGGCUUGGACUGCAAUCUUAUGCACACUUCACUGGAAGUAUAUUUUCUUGGAAGCAUUGCUUUGCUAGGGAAUAAUUGGGAUUUUUCAUUUUAAAAAAACCCAUCUGUUCUUAAGCGAUAUGUGCAAAAAAAUAGAUUUGGUUUUAAAAAGCUUGGCAUAAGAUGCUUAUGCAGGUUGCACUAAACUUCCACCUCUGCAAAAUUUGUAAAUGUCACACAAGAAUCAACUAAACUGUUGAUUUAUUUUCAUGCUGCUGUGUGGCAUGACUUCCAGGUACCAAUUGUUUGGCCAUUGUAAGUGGCAUAGAAGAAUGGAACUUGUAGCCAUUGGGGAGAUUGAAGUUGAAUUUGAGAGAGGUUUUCGUAUUUUACCUUUGUUUUAGGACAGAGUUGAGAGAGGGAGGGUGGCACACACAAAAAGUAACAUGGGAAGGGUGAGGACAAGACAAAGACGAAGGACUUUGCCACCCCAUUGUCAUUUUCAGUUUCUAACUUUAGACAAGGAAAAAUGGGGAGAAGGUAAUCUAUUGGAGACUAGAUCAAAACACCAGGAAGACCUUUCUGAUAGUAAGAGCUGUUCGACAGUAGAAGGGACUCAAAAGGUUGUGGACUGUCCUUCACUGGAGGUUAUUAAGCAGAGGUUGGAUGGUCAUCUGUUGUGGAUAAUUUAGUUGAGAUUCCUGUAUUGCAAUAUGAUAUGAAUUCUGAAGUUUAAUAACUUUCAAGUAUUGGUUUUUUACCUGAUAAUUAAAGCAACAUUCAUAAAAUCCUGUUUAGGAAGCAAAAUUCAUAAUCACAAGUCCCAAAUAUAUGGCUAGAUCAGGGAUCAGCAUUUUUUUUCAGCAGGGGGCUACUCCAUUGUCCCUCAGACCUUGUGGGGGGCCAGACUAUAUUUUGGGGGGGGGGAUGAUGCAAGAGCACCACGAGUCCCGGUGCAUGCUUACCUGUGUCCUGCGAGCAGCAGGGGCUGUUGGCGGCGGUGGAGCGAUGAUGAGUGGCGCGCAAAAGGGCUCUGGAGAGGAGCUGCUUAAAAUGGCGGCCGCUCGAGUGCUGCUGCUGCUGGCACCAACAAAGCCCAGCCCCCUUCCUCUUCUAGGCAGGGUGGGGAGAAGCCAGGAGGAGGCGCCAGCGCCGUGUGAGGGAGAGACAGGGAGAGGGAAAGAACGCGCAUUCUGGCGAUCCACGCAAUGAUUCCCGGACCGUCCACAGGCCAAAUCCAGAAGGCAGUUGGGCCUGAUCCAGCCCGCAGGCCUUAGUUUGCCGACCCAUGGGCUAGAUGAUUGAUAUUCACAAACUGAGGCAAAUGACUUCCUGCAACAGAAUAUUUAUACCAUAUUUUCAAAUACACCCAAGAGGAUAAAAGCAUUUUGCAUAUUAACAACUCUGGUCUUUUGUGUUAGAGAUGCAAAUGUAAUGUGGUGUAUAGUUCUUGGCCCUCAGCCCUGACGGAUGAUUGUAUAUUACGGGUUUUUAACUUCACAUAUCUUAAAACUGGGGCAGGAAAACUCAGGCCCUCAGUUGGAUUUGGGAUUUGAACUGGGUCCACACACAGUUUUGCAAACUGCUGUGGAAAGUCCCCUCAGUUUCAAAAAUGAGUUGCUGCUGCAAAAUGGGGAGGAAGGCUGCUUGACAAAAGAACUUUAAACUUCGUUCGUUAACUCAUGGCUGCUGACUGUGACAGUCUGCAAGUUUAACUGCUACUUUCUCCCUCUAUUUCAGAAGGAGGAUAAUGUCGAUGAAGAGAUGGCGGAAAAGCUGUCCAUCCGAAAGCAUCGUUUUAUGCAGUUUGCUUCCUUGGAAUACGAAGGCGAAUAUUACAUGACUCCAAGGGACUUCCUGUUUUCAGUGAUGUUUGACAAAUCCGGACGUAAGUUUCUGGAGGGUUUUUGUUUGUUUGUUUCGACUUUGCUGUUAAAUGACUGUUAAUUUGUGAGUUGUUAUUCUUAUUGUGAGGCUUCAGUUUUUUCAAAGCAGGAAAUCUCUUUGCAGAAUCACUUAGCCCAGGGUAUUUCCAGCAUGGGGACUGGAGAUUGCCAGUAGGCCUCAGCCCUCUUUUGGGCAGCCCUCGGCACUGUACCCCAUUGCAUGGCCGUGAUACAGCCUAUUGAUUGAACCGAUUACAGCAGCUCCCAGCGGGCUCAGAACAUGGGUACACAUUGGAGAGGGAAUUAACUAGAGAGAAAUGCAGGGGCGAGGCUGAACCAUGCCAUGUUGUGGGGACAACAGGAAAGAGAUGAAACUGACAGUGACCAACCAAGUGCGAGGGAAGGGUGAGAAAGAACACAAGGUAUAAAGGAUGAGGCUGAGGAAGCGGGAAGCUCUCCCAGGUGAGAAUUGGGAAGACUCACUUCUUUGUAUGUGGAUUGAAGAUUAAAGUAUAGCCAGUGCUUUUUUGCUAAAAAAAUGUUUAGGGGUACUCUCAUUCAAAUUGGGAAAAAUAAGUAUAGUAAAUGGACAAAAGUACAAAGAUUCACAAAAUGUUUGGGGGUAGCGCACCCCCAGAAAAAAAGCACUGGGUAUAGUUAUGACACAGGGCUACAUACAUAUAAUUUUGUGUUGUUGCUAUUAUUAUUGCUACUAUUUUAAAGUUUCCUAUCUCUCUGUUCCUUUCGUCUACUCCUUCUUCUCUUUUUCUUUUUCUCUUUUCUUGUUUUUUCCCCCUCUCUCAUCUCUCUUUCUUGUAUUUUUGAUUCCAUUUGUUUUAGAUAUUGUUUUAUUGCAUUGUGAAAACUUUAAUAAAAAUCUUUGGGGGGGGAAGGAAGUAUAAAGGAUGGAUGGGCUGAUGAAGAGGGAAAGACAAGCCCCUGCAGCUACUGCUGCACUGUCUGGCCCCACCACUUCACAUACAUACUCACAACCCAACAACCCAGUCCUCUUUCCUACCUUGUAUCGUCCCAAGUCAAGAAGCCUCUCCUAUCUCCUCUGAGGGGAAAGGGCCAGAGACGGCAUUGAAGGAAACUGGAAGAAGAUCCUAGGAUUCUGUGAAAAGGUUACUACAGUGGUACCUUGGUUCUCAAACUUAAUCCGUUCCGGAAGUUCAUUCCAAAACCAAAGCAUUCCAAAACCAAGGUGUGCUUUCCCAUAGAAAGUAAUGCAAAAUGGAUUAAUCCGUUCCAGACUUUAAAAACAACCCUUAAAACAGCAAUUUAAUAUGAAUUUUACUAUCUAACAAGACCAUUGAUCCAUAAAAUGAAAGCAAUAAACCAUGUACAGUGGUACCUUGGGUUAAGGACUUAAUUCAUAGAAUCAUAGAAUCAUAGAGUUGGAAGAGACCACAAGGGCCAUCGAGUCCAACCCCCUGCCAAGCAGGAAACACCAUCAGAGCACUCCUGACAUAUGGUUGUCAAGCCUCUGCUUAAAGACCUCCAAAGAAGGAGACUCCACCACACUCCUUGGCAGCAAAUUCCACUGUUGAACAGCUCUUACUGUCAGGAAGUUCUUCCUAAUGUUUAGGUGGAAUCUUCUUUCUUGUAGUUUGGAUCCAUUGCUCCGUGUCCGCUUCUCUGGAGCAGCAGAAAACAACCUUUCUCCCUCCUCCAUGUGACAUCCUUUUAUAUAUUUGAACAUGGCUAUCAUAUCACCCCUUAACCUCCUCUUCUCCAGGCUAAACAUGCCCAGCUCCCUUAGCCGUUCCUCAUAAGGCAUCGUUUCCAGGCCUUUGACCAUUUUGGUUGCCCUCCUCUGGACACGUUCCAGUUUGUCAGUGUCCUUCUUGAACUGUGGUGCCCAGAACUGGACACAGUACUCCAGGUGAGGUCUGACCAGAGCAGAAUACAGUGGCACUAUUACUUCCCUUGAUCUAGAUGCUAUACUAAUUCAUUCUAGAGGUCCGUUCUUAACCUGAAACUAUUCUUAACCUGAGGUACCACUUUAGCUAAUGGGGCCUCCUGCUGCCGCCGCACGAUUUCUGUUCUCAUCCUGAAGAAAGUUCUUAACCCAAGGUACUAUUUCUGGGUUAGCGGAGUCUGUAACCUGAAGCGUCUGUAACCCGAGGUUCCACUGUACUGCUGUCACACAAUCAAGCGAUCAGUAACUGAACUGGGUUCCACACAGUCACAAAAACAAAGAGAGAGAGCCGCAAAAACAAAAGCGCAAAAUAAAUAGACAGACCUCAGCAUAACACUCAAAACGGAAGUGUGGCACUCAAAUUGGAAGCGUAACCCUCAAAACGAAGCACAUUGUGAAGAAAGUUCGCAAACUGGAACACUGGGUUUGCAGUGUUUGGGUUCCAAGUUGUUUGAGUACCAAGGUGUUUGAGAACCAAGGUACCACUGUAUUUGGUGGUGGUGGUGGUGAUAAUGAUAAAGACUGGGAAUGUGGAGGAGGAGGCUGCAAAGAGGAAAACCUGUUACAAGAGGAAGAAGAGGAUGAAAAGCGCCUGGCUGGUUUUGGGGGGUGGGGCUGGGUACAAAUUGUGAAAGGAGAAAAGCAGAAGAAAUGGCAGGAUAAAAGUAAAACUACUUUGAGGCGCAUGUGGGGGAGAGAGGGAAAUAAAGCGACACGUCUUCCACACCACGUGCUGUGUAUGCAAAAGGUCCCAAGCUCAAUUCCUAUAUGGUAAAGGAUCCCUUCUUAAAAUACUGUGGAGCUGCUUCCAGCCACUGGAGAAUACAAGUGGAAAAUGCAUGCAAGUGGGAUUUAUAGUUCUAAUUUGCCUGGUGUUGCCCUACUUAAAUAAUAGGUAAAGAAAACUUUAAGUUACAGAAAAAUUCAGGGAAAGAAUUAACACCUUCCUCUUCUCAUUUGGCAUUCUAACUUCAUCACUAAUAGUUGGAUGAGGAUUCCCAUUGUACAAAAGGUUUUUCUUCUUCUAAGCAUCCUUUGUCACUUGUAAGCUCUUUUUAGCUGCAUGGAAAUAAUGUGUGUAAGCUCUACGCAAAAGUACACUAGUUUAAUCCAUCGCAAUUAUAAUACUACUAAUUCAGCACUGAUGUCAAGUUUAAUUUGGAACAUUAGUGCAGGGAGAUGAUAGAUGGCAGAAAAGCCCAUUGUUAAAAUUUAUAUGGCAAAAGACCACACCUACCUACAGCAGUAUAAAGCUGAAAUUUUUACUCUUGACGUGGGUGCAAUUGUCGGCUAACACUUACUCUCUUGACCUGUGGAAAAUCAUUUUUGCUUGUAUGUGUACCUUUACGUUUAAGGCCGGAAAUGGCCCUUUGCCCGUAACAAAAUGUACCUGUACCUGGUUGGUGCUUCAUCGUUCUUCUGUUUAAAAACCAUAUAAUGGAAUCUCCAAGAAAGGUGGGGAUGUUUUGAAAAACAUUCAGUUUUAUUUCCUGAGCCAAAAUUCCAUCGCAGGCUUGGAAGAUCUGAGGCUUGAAGUAGUUUCCAUUCCUUCAUGCACAUAACAAUUAAAAGAGGGGGGGAAAGAAACAUUGUAUUUUAGAGCGUUGAAGGUUACAUUUUAUUGCAGUAAAUAAGAUGAUGAAACUUGGCCUUCGGUUUGCAUGAGUAAACGUACUCAGAGUGAAGAUGAUAAAAUUGUAGAAAAGUUGAGUCUUUCGCCGAACCUACUUGGUGUCAACCCCCAGAUGCAUUCCAAGAUUAUAAAUUGAUUCCCAGUACUUCUACUGUGUAAUGGAAUGCUGCAAUAAAGUGUCACGCCAGAUAGCUUUCACAUACCCUUUGCAUUCAGGAACUAGGAAUACUGUGGAAAAGACACAGUGGAAGAACUUUUUCCCCCUCCUUUCUCCCCACCUGAAAAAAUGCCUUGUUAAACAGGCUGAAGUUUUAAAAUGCAUUUAUUCUACAGCAGUCUCACUGAAUCAGUGGCACUGCUUUGUAGUAGUAAUAUUUAUAACUCGCUGCUGAAAUCUCUUGCUUCAAGACUUACUUUUUUCUCCUCUGUCACAUGUCCAUAAAUCUCACAUAUCAAGCUGUUUUACUGGGUUUUUCUAGCACCCAUAAUCUUUUGUGUAACUGAUUCUGCCUCUUAUUGUCUAGUACCCUUUCCCUGAAAUCAUUCCAGUGUUCAGAGUCAAGUUGCUCCCCUCCUGUGUUGUUCCUGCACUUACAGGACCCUGGACACCAUUAAAGCAACUGAAGGGUUGAAGCCCAGCUGAGUUGUAAAUGCGCUCAUGGGUGUUCUAAUGUAAGUGUAUCCAGAAGGCAUGUUGAAUCAGAACAGAGGGCUUCACGUUGGGCUGCAUUAUUCUCGACAGUCUUGUGAAUAUUGAUAGCAGCCUGGUUAAGAUCACAUUCUGCCCAACUCUCCCAACACUGCAUCAUACUUCUAGUGCAAGGGUGGGGCAUAUUCCCUCACAAGCAACCUUCCAGGACCUUCAUGGCAGGGGUGGGCAGGACCGUCUGCAAAAGUGAACAGAGCAGCAGAUGCAACAUUCCUGCCACACACGAGCCAGAAGGUUUUACAAAUCUCCCACAUCGCUAGAUAGCUCAGUUGGUUAGAGCGUGGUGCUGACCACACCAAGGGCACAGGUUCGAUCCCCAUAUGGGGCAGCUGCAUAUUCCUGCACUGCACUUCGGCUAGAUGAUCCUCUGGGUCCCUUCCAGCUCUGCAGUUCUGUAAUCCUGGCAAGAAAGAGCCUUUGUCACUGUUCAACAACAGGUUCCAGCCAGGCAAAAGCAUUGGAGGAGAGCAAGUGGCAUUUGGCCCAUGAGCCAGGGCUUGCCCACCCCUGCUCUGUUGUGAACAAGAUACACAACCCAAGUUAGGGCUGUGCAUAUAGGACUGAGGUAUCUUCACGGCUGUGGUGACAGGGGAGCUGGCUUUGCCUCCUCCCCUUGCUGUAUCUGUGCGCACCUUUUUCUUCUCUAUGUGAAUAAGUGCUUGAUUCAAAGUGCUGUUUUUGAGCUAUAAGGCAUUAAACGGCUCAGGACUGCUAUAUCUCAGGGAGUGUUUCUCUCCAUAUGAACCGACCUGGACCCUGCGACCAUCAUCUUAGGUGCUUCUUUGUGUACCUCCUCCACGAGAGAUCCAGAACAUAAGAACAGACCUCUUUAACCAGGCCUCUGGCUGAUUGAUAUCUCAUGCCCUUUUAAAUGUGCUGGGGGGGUUAUUGGUUUGUUUCUGUUCUUGUUUUUCUUAUGCAUUUUGGGUUUUUUAUAUUGUAAUUUUAUGUUGUGUACUGCCCUGAGAUCUGCAGGUAUAGGGAGGUAUACAAAUGUAAUAAAUAAAAAUAAAAAUAUUUGUUGUGGGGGAGGGUGUGCUAAGUUUGAGGUCUGUUCUGGUAUAUAGAACCAUGUUCCAGAAACUUACCCCCUCCCCUUAUGCCAUUAAGAGUUGAGUUUGGGAGUGGGCAGGGAAUAUAACUCUGCAACCCUCACUAAUCUCAUCAACAUCGUGUUGUUCGGAUGCCUGAUUAUCAUCUUCUAGAGCAACUACUCUGUUCCCAACUUAAGAAUGGAAAGUGAAAUACCGGUAGACAACAAAAGAGGUUCAAGGACUCACUCAAGGCAAAUCUUAAAAAAUGUGGUAGAAACACUGACAACUGGGAAACACUGGCCUGCGAGUGCUCCAAUUAGAGAACAGCCUUUACCAAAAGUGUCAUGGACUUUGAAGACACUUGAACUCAGGACAAAAGGGAGAAAUGUGCUAAGAGGAAGGCACAUUUUGUGAUCAACUCCCACCCAGAAACUUAUGUCCCCACUUGUGAAAGGAUGCGCAGAUACAGAAUUGGCCUCCUCAGUCACUUACGGAUUCACUAUUAAGACCAUGUUCAUGUAAGACAAUCUUACUUGGCUAUAAGUGGUUGCCAAAGAAGAAAGAAGAAGAAGACUUCCAAAUGUAUCUCCAUGGCCAAAGGUCAUGGAGGCUAGGAGAUGUGGUGCAGCACAUCUGGAAGGCACUAGGUUGCAGAAGGCAGAGGGGCUUUCCAACUUCCCAUUCAUGAAAGACAAACCAAGCAUAAGUCAGUAUUUAAGCCUCCAUCUCACAUUAUUUACCUAGUUCUCACUCAUUGCAUUGGCACUACUGCAGCAGUGAAGGAGGAGAGAGGAGCGCCCCAUCAUGCCUAAGGAAGGGGAGGGUAUAAAAACAAAGCAUGAGGGGCCAUGGCUUGCCAUAUCAUUGCCAUUUGGUCCUGCUGCCCCCAAAGGCAACCACUGUUUGCAGUGAUGGUCUUUUACUGUAACCUGCGAUGAUAAGUCUUUUGUUGCCCCAUGAUGACUGCUUUUUGUUAUCCUGGUUCUAUGCACAACAGGUGAUGCAAUAAAGUAGAAAGUUAAGUUAAUAAAAAGGAUAAGAAUUACCUAAAAGUUUUAUUUUAUUUUAUUUUUGUUCGUAUUGCAGGAACAUUUGAACAGGCUGUUCCUAUUAGUUCUGAACACGGUGCUUUCCUGAGCAUUGUGGGAAUUAGAAUAUUUUGAAGUUGGCAGUUUGGUUCUGUUUCAUAUUACUUCCAUUUUCCCCAUAAAAGAAUCUGAAGAAAUGCCACAGAACUUGAUCAAAGUUUUGACUUGCAGAUGAUUGAGUGAUUUUUUUUUCUUUUACAGGUAAAACUUUAGCCAAGAAACUGACAAAAAAGGUAAGCAAAGUGCUCCUGCUGUUUUUCAAGAGAACACUUGUUCUUUCUGCUACUUGUUUUAAUGGAUUCCUGUUUCACGACUAACUUGGUAUUUAUUUUGUUUGUUCAAAGGAGGUAGAAUCGACUCUAGGAAAUGUUGCAAAGACUAAACCAGGGCCAACUUUUUUUAGAGACCUCGGAGAUAAAGGUAAUGGCUUAAGUCAUUAGUGGAAUUUGUUUCUAAGGGAACACUGUUCAUUUUUAAAGAAGAAUUCUCAGGGUCUGGAAAUUCUUAUUGAUCUGUGCAGGCUGAAAUAAAUUAUUUCUUUAGGUAUUGUAGCUGUUUGUAAGAUUGGGAAUGUAAAUUUAGGAAAGGGAGGCAUAUUUACAAAUUCAUUAGAUUACCCCAAAGAACUCUGGUUAGCAAGCAGUGAGACUUGAAAGUCUAUGGUUCAUGUUUUUUUAAGGAAACCAGGAUGUUGGAGAGCAAUAAUUCUAAAAAUCAUUUUUGAAGUGUACUACAAUAUGGGAAACCAUGCGAUCCGUUAGGGGUCCCUGGGCUACAUUUACAUUGGGGUAUCAUUAAAUUGAGCUCUGCUCCAUGCAUUGACUAGCUGGUACUAGAGAAGAUCUGCAUGGCAAUGUGCUCCAAGUGACUUGGGUGCCUUUGAUUUGACAUCCCAUGGCCAGUGACUAAAGUGUGGCUUGCAUACAUUACUUUUAUAUGCAAAGGAUAGCUGUCACCCAAAGAAGGUUGUGAAAUUCCACCAGAAAAGGGCUGGGGGCAAGUGGUCGAGAGGGUGGAUGGAUCCUCAGUUCCACUAAUAGCAGGAGAUGAUCCAUAUCAUCAACAGAGCAUCUGUCUAGGGAUCUGCCAAACCAACCCAAACAGCACAGAGGGAAUGUACCCUGUAUUGAGAAGAAGGUACAUAACAGCUUGCACACAAAUAAUGAAACAUACACAUGCCCUUGAUCCUAUGUUGUUUGAUCUGAAGGAAAACCGAAAGCUAGGAUUAGGGCCCCUUUAGGGAAAGACAGCAUGUCCUGUUACUACAUGGACACAAGCAGGGAGAACAUUUGUUUAUGUCCAUAGCUCUUCUAAUUCCAGCUUACAUGUUCUUAAGACUUGUGUGAAUCUGUGAUCUUUAUACAGGCUUAACAUUUCUGUAGGAUCCUUGGUUAUCUUCAGUUACGGUGAUGAUAUUCCACUUUAUUGAGCUGCUUAUUUGAAAGGUAGAGAUAUUGCAUGGAAUCACCUACAAGCGUAGUUUAUUUAUUCAGCACUUUUUGAAUGGAUUUGGGCUCCCCCUCCCACCUCCUCACUAAGCCACUUCACUGUUCUCUAAUUCUGAGGCUUCACUCUUAAAACAUUAUGGAUUUUUCAAAGUGGGGACUCUUUAUUUCUAAGCAUCUAGAAGAAGCUGGGAAUCCACAGUUUACCCCAUACCAAUACCUUACCAAGAGCAUGAACACUCAUUGGAUUUUAGUUGAAGACAAUUAUGCCUCCUAGUGGAAUGUCUGUAACUCCCCAUUUUAUCAUUUAUUGUUAAUUUUGUGUUUUGUGUGUAUCUAAAAUUUUUGAUAAUUGCAAGUAUAAACGUCACAAUUUUUAGCCCUCUUUGUUAGAAGUUAGAAAAUACCGUAUUUUUUGCACCAUAACACUCACUUUUUUCCUCCUAGAAAGUAAGGGGAAAUGUCUGUGCGUGUUAUGGAGGGAAUGCCUACGGGUGGCAUGCCUACGGAUUUUCCUCCUCUAAAAACUACGUGCAUGUUAUGGUCGGGUACGUGUUAUAGAGCAAAAAAUACGGUAAUUACACUCAAAUUAAAAGGUUUGGUUCAUGUGUGCUGCAUCAUCACCAUCUCACUGUGUUAAAGUUCUGUAAUUUUUAAUUCUGAUCACAUGGAUACAUGAUUCUUUUCUUUUCUAUGAUUGCACCUUUGUAAUCUUUGAACAAAAUAAAUUAUGUUUGCUGUUUUGAAAUAAAGCACAUUCCAGAAAGGAAUUCCGUUUAACAUUGGAUAGAAUUCUCUGGCAGGUCUAUGGAACAGCUAAGUAAAAACUGUGAUGAACUAUUAUGAAAUUGAGUCCACAGUAAAAAUGUGCUUCGAGUCAGCCAGAUGUAUGUUGACAAUAAUAAGAUCAACCACGGACAGAAAAAAUGUAAAAUAUCUUGUGACUUUCAAAAAAACCCAAACAAAUCCUUAAGUAGGUUUAGUAAAAGAAUUAUUUGCACAACUUUUCUGAAAAUAGCCUAUUGCAGUGUUGUACUUUCAAACUGUAAAUAGCAAGAGAACCCACACUUUGAAGUGUAAAACAGUAUUUAUUUCAUUUAAAGGAAUGAAUUCAAAAGGUUGGGAGCCAUGUGGAAACUGGUAUAAGCUUACAACAUCGCACCUGCUCCAUGUGGGGGAGGUAGUUGUCUUUAACCACUCGCUGGAGCAUUUAAACCCAGGUUUUACAAGCGGUUACUCUGGGGCUUAUUUGUUUAUUAUUUCCAUUUCUGAAUCUCUUCCUUUGAAACAUAUUGAAGCGAUUUAACAAUAAAAACAGCAACAAUUAAAACAUAUAUGAAACAAUCAAAACAACUGCAUAUAUAAAACCAUUUCAAAUUCAUUACAGAUACAGGCAGAAUCUAACCACAACAUGGCCCUGAGGAGUGCUAUAUUUCAAUUGAGGCACAGGUUCAAUGGCCAAAAUUCCUAUUGCCUUUUGCUUCCAUUCCAAUCCUGUGAAAUGGAACUGACUGUAUUCAGUUGCCUCGCCCAGCUAUGACAAAGUUGUAAGGAAAAGUCAAGAAACUCAAAAGCAAUAGAGUAAGAGAUGCGCUUUGAACAUUGCAGGACCACCAUGAGAGGCACUCUUCCUCGGGUUCAUCCCACAGCACUUGUGUAAUGUUGAGAGACCAACAACUAUGAGCCAGGUUCCCCAGAGUGCUGGAGAAAGACCGUAGCUAGCAGCCCUGCUUUUGAAGUGGUGGAUCUGGAAACACUACAUGGUUAUCAUUGGAGCAACACAGAGAAAAGUUGUUUCCACCAUGCAGACAUAACAUUUUAAUAUUCCCCGUCAUCUGACAUAGAUGAGUAGCCACUUUGAGUCCUCCUGCUUCUGGACGGUGCUGGCACUGAGACAGACACAGCAGUGCCACACAGCGCACUGCAAGUUCGUAGAACGCUACCUUUCUAAAUUCAGUUACCAAUUAGUUGCUGGCACAGCGCAGUAAGCGGGAAUAUUUUUUACGCGCAAGUCAUAAGGAAGGCUGUUUGCCUAUCAAUUUGCUAAAUGUAAAAUAGAGAAAUGGCUUCCCUGUAGAUAGUGGAGCUAAAACAUCUGCUUUUAACAGGUUCUUCCAUUAUGCAGGAUGGUAUUUGGCUCGCAUGUUAAAAGUAGCCUGAUUGGGUUUUUUUAAAGUUACUUAUAUGAGGCCACUCUUAAAAAAAAAAAAUCCUCAAAGUGCUCUUACAGGACAGGAGGGAUGCUUCAGAUUCUUUUGUUGAAACCAUACUUCUUUAUAUACUUCUCUAUCUUUAGCUGGCAUGUUGCUAUUUUGACACUGUCGCAUCUUUGUGUUUGUUCAGGCUGUUCGUUUAAGUCGGCCUUUCAAAGGGAGGUGGUGGAAUUUUCCUUUAAAAAAGGAAGGGGGGAAACACUUUCACCUUGCAGAAAGGACGUGUUCAGACCUCUCUUUUUUUUCUUUUUUUUAAAGUGAAGCCUCUUCUUGGCUCUGGGCCCAGCAGCCCUAUCAGUGCAAUCUAGCAGCUUGGCAGCUUUGUGUUGCCAUAUUCCCCUGGAGACUUAGAGAAAAUCUGGUCUUCGCUUUUCCAAGACUGCCAAGGGAUGAAAUACUUUGAUCCUUCAGAGUAACGUUAGAGUAGCUCUCCUCCCAGGUACUAAAUAUGACAAAGCACACUUAAUUUAUUCAUCCUUCGUAUAAACACGGAAUAUUUUCUGCGAAAAUCCAAAGAUUUAGUGCAGACCUUUUAUUAAUGCCAAAUAAACCCAAGUCUCUUAAUGAGACAUCAACAUGACGGGGGAUUGUAGAAUAAGAAGUUCACUGCCAGAGCACUAGAAUGGGGAACAGAAACAUCUGACUUGACUGAUAAAUAAUAGCGACUACCUCCUUUAUUUGUUACGCAGAGUUGAAUGGAAUAAUCUUUACAAAAGUGGUUGAUUAUGCAAGCCACAUUAGUAUCCUGAUUCUGAAUUCUGUAAUUUUCACAUUUUACUGUUUUGUUUCAGGAUUGAUCUCCUACACAGAGUACCUCUUUUUGCUGACAAUACUCACAAGUAAGUAGCUUGCUAGUUAGCUGUACAUUGUAGUAUGAAAGAAUCACUAUUACUAGCUUCCAUGUCACUAGUGAAUUUUCUUAUAACAUAAAAAUCCAACUUCAAAUGUCAGUCAAUAAAUUACUUGCAAGAGUAGCGAUGAGUGAAACAACCUUCCCCCCUCCAUUCUUCUGAAAUUGGAACAGCUUGGAACAGACUAAACAAUUUCCACGCAUACUGGGAAAUGGCUUGCCUUAUUCCAGGGAAAUGUGGGGCAGGGUGGGUGUUUCAACAGGAUCUGAUUUAACUCUAGAAAUAUGACAGGGCUGUGUACUUCUGUUAAGCACCCAUUCACCUACCAUUCUCCCAAGCUCCUUCCUCCACCCACCUGCUUAUCUUGCAGCUGCUAUAGCUCUGGUGGUGGCAGCAGGAGGGGAGAAAGAGGGGGAGAUCCUCCCCCACCCUCACCCCACGUGCCUGGCACUGAGAUACAAACAGCACCGAGACUGAAACUCUAGGAAAUGGUAAGGGAAAAGGAAAGGGUUUGAAGCUCACAGGUCGAUGGGAGUGGCAAGGUAGAAAGAGCUUGGGAACCAUAGUGCUCACUUUGUACAUCAGGCCUGCAUUUUGAGCUGCGCCAGCAUCCAGCCACCCCGCCCCUCUUCUCUCCCUUUCCCCAGAAUGCCUCUAGGCUGACAUGGGCCUAGAGGAAAGGAGGGGGGGCAACUGGACACCUGUGCCUGGCUUCCUGCCGUCCCCUGGAAGACCAAAGGAAAGGAAAAGGGACUGUGUUGCUGCCUGGUAAACUUGGAACUUGGGUGACAAUGGGACAUGUGUGUCUAUUUUCCUGCAAUUUUUUUAGGGUGCACAUUUUGCUUGGGUUUUGCACCUGUUUGUUUGGGGUAGGGGUGUUUUGCCUGUUUGGAGAUGAUACUGGUUGAGAGAGCAUUUGGGAAUUGGGUGGGUAUGUCCAAACUGAACAGGUUUUUUUUAACACAAUCCACGCAAGUUGUGCAAAUUACAGUCCCAUAUCUAUGCAGAGCCUCCAUGAUCUGCCACAGGAAAUGGUGUUCUGCUAGGUAACUGCAAAGACAGAAUUUCCUGUCUUUGGCAUGAACUCAAAAGUUGAGUUUCCAAACCAUGAGAUGAGUUGGUCUGAAUUUUCUCAUUUCUGUGCCCCCAUCAAUCCCUUGGUCUCAGGAGCUUUUUUUUUUUUUUUUUUUUUUUUUGUUGUACUGUCAUGCUUUUUCUUUUAAUUCGCAAACUUCUGUGUACCUUAUAUUUGGCUGGCUGUGUUUCAUUUCCAAAUUCAAAUGUGUGCGACUACCAAAGUUUGCUAUUCAAAAGAAUAUAUGUAUGAUAUAAUGCAUACCUGAGGACCAUUGGAAUUCUAUCACAAAUGUUCUAGGAUCUCUAGAGCAGGUAUAUCGUUUUUAAUGACAACAUGUCCUCCUUCCUGCUUUAACUGUUUGUUUAACCUUUAAUGUUAACUAAUACUAUUUGUCUUACCCAUUUUGCUCACUAUUCAUUCGGGUAAGGUAAACAGAUGAAUUCCAGAACAGUCUGUACGCUUACUGAUUUUGAUAUUCACCCACAUCGCUUUACUACCUAGCCUUGUACUACAAAAUGAAAUACAGCAAUUGGAGGAUAUUGAGUAGGAACUAUUGUUGUAGGCCUCCGUCUGUCUCAGGACAGUGGAGUGCACCUUCGGGGGUAAAGUCAAAUUGCUGCAUUAGCAACACCAGGGUGCAAACGUGGGCAGUGUGUAUGGAGGUCCUGCGCUGCCCAAAUGAGAAGCCGCCCCCCCCGCCUCACUGGAAAGCAGAGCAAUACAUUUGGCACCAGCCUGGCUGCAGGAGUUGCUGGAAGGCCCACAGAGGAGGCUUAGGAUCAGAGUUUAUCUUCUCCUAGAUGGGCUUCCCAGGUUGACGAACCCCAUCUUGUACAACCACAUGAGUGGAAGUGUUACACAUUACUGGGAAGAACCAUGGAGAUAGUUGCACACCAGUCUCCAUGGUUUUGCAGCAUAUCCAGUCCUGUUUGUGAAUGUGUGGCCGUUAGUCAGAUAAUUUGGACUAUGAAACAGAAGAGCUGUCUAAAGCUCUUCUGACAUGAAAUAUUGGUAGGUAGACACUCCUUAGGGCUAUUAUUUUUAGGUUGGCUGAGACUCCGAGUUUGCAGUUUUAAUUACUCUUGAGUCAUGUUUUGAAGGUUACUGAACAGCUAUAAAAUCUAAGGAUUUUGUUUUUGUUGGCUUUUGUAAAAUGAAAGCUGAGAUUCUGGGGAAUCACUAAGUGGCCAAAUCAAAAUGAAGGAGAAUUAUGCAACCACAUAAACAUGUUUUACAAGGGUCUUUGUAAAGUGUCACUAUAAAGCCAAUACAUAUAUGAAAUAUAUUCCCUUUUUCCUUAAUAGUACUGACCUUCCAUAUCUUGUAUUAAGAAAGGAGCGCAGAUCCGCCUCUCUGUCAUAUCACACUAAGCCUUUAUAAAUCUCUUUUCCCAAAAACUGCAGUAAUUUGUUUGUUUAGGUAUUUAUUAAAAUAUUUGUAAUCCAGAUUUUCAUAAAAGUAUAUUGAAGCAGUAUACAACAUACAAAGUUGUAAUACGAUCAGAGAAAGCGUCUAUAAAAAUAACAUUUAAAGCAUCAAUAAAUGCUGGUUAGUUAACAAGAGAAAUUCAUAUUGCAGAGGACUAUCUAAACAAUUCAGUUUUCAGAAAACGUCUAAAAGAAGGCAGGGAUGGUUCCUUGCAAACUUAGUUUUCUACCAUCUAAAAAAGAAUGUCUUGCUUUCUCCAGUAAAGUGCCUUUUCCUGAUAGAUUUUGAGUAAUAUUUUUGUGAAUAAACAUCGCUUGUUUCAAAAUGAGCAGUUAUGGAAAUGGUUAUGACUAAAUAGACAAUGGGUAGUUUAAAACAGCUUUGAAAAUGAUGCCAGUUUUCACAGGUUACUUAUGCAGCUGAACAAUCAGGCUGCAGCAGAGGGAGAGCAGGGCCAGUCCGUUGACUCUGCUGAAAGGGCAGUCCCAAUCGGGUUCCUUCUCUCCCUGAACUGCUUCCAUUCCUGCUGAUCAUUAUAAGAACUACUGUUUAACUUUCAGAGCUGGUGCUCAGAUUAUCUCUCUUCCUUUCUCUCUCUUUCCCCCCUUUUUUGUCAUGUGGAUUGUAUUUCUCUGAGCAGGAACUGACUUGCUUUUAUUGAUCAUACAUAAACUGGUUUGGGAGCAUUCUUGGCUGAUGAGCAGGGCACAGAUUCUUCAAACAAAGAACACGAGGUUCGGUGUCGUCACCCUCGCUCUUGUGAUUUUUCCAGGGUUGACACCGGGAGCAGUUCUUUGACUUGCAUGGUACCUCUCUGCCUCUUUCCCACUCCCUUAAGAAGAACUCCCUGACCUUGUGAGAGGCAGUGUGCCUUCUUUCCAUCUCUUUCAAGGCCAGGAAGACCCUGGGUUGCAAUAAUUUAAAAUAUUAUGUUAAAAAUAGUUUUUAAAACUUGCAAUUACAAAAAACACAAAAUCACAAAAAACAGGGUGAGUUCUGAAAAUAUUUAUCCCAGGUGUCAAGAGACGGGGUAAAAAGGUGCAUCAGUGAAGAUAUAAUAUUUCAAAAAAGAAUGUAAUCGGCUAGACAGAAAUUAUUACCUAAGGCAAAUUUAAUUGUGUGGGGUGUUUUGCAUGGACAUCAUUGACCAAGGAAGUCCACAAAAGUUGCACCUUCUUAAUGUGCAUUUAUAUUUGCCAGAUAGAAACACUCCUGUUGCAGCACCAGUUUUCCCAUGUAGCGACUUAGGAAUAAAGCAGCCAUCAUUUGCCAUUUAGCACCAACGUGUAUUGAGUGCUGUUGGAACUUGUGCUAUGGGGUCUCAAACGUUGCUGCGUUGAAGAAGUGGAAACCAAGGGGCAUCAAAGCAAACUCUUUCCCACCCUUUUUCAAAGGACUGAAUGAUAUUAUUUCCUUGGUAUUUCAAAUUGAUUGAAUGUCAAACACAAAGGAGCCUCUGUCUGUGGUGGAAAAUCCAUUGCUCCUAUUGUGUUAAGUUAUCAUAUCCAUCAUUUUGAAAGAAAAUGUCAGCAGGUGCUAGUAUCUCCAUCUUCAUCUAACAGGUUUCCCAUUUCAAUUCGUUCUUGGUGCUUCGUAGCUCUCAAGUAUAUUUAUGAAACCCUAGUUUAUUAGAAACUACUAGAUUAUUCAAAGCAGCUGCCGUGCUCUGCUUUUUAUAUCCACAUCCCACAGAAUCACCUCAGCGUUAAGUGAGGCUUUGGGCAGCGGCGUAGCGUGGGUUGUCAGCACCCGGGGCAAGGCAAGUAAUUUGCGCCCCCUAACCCGGGGCAAGGCAAGUAAAUUGCGCCCCCUAACCCCUAACCUGCUGCCGCUGCCAGCUUCUUCUUGCUGCUGCCUGGGCUGGUCUGGUGUGGUUCUCUCCCGCGCUCAGCGCUGCGCUGGGCGGCCGCUGCACUGUCCCUCCCCCAGAUAGUCCCUCGCUCUCUCUCCGCACCGCACGCCUGGCACCCACUCCCUCCACAGUGGGCGGCGACCCAGCGGCUCGGAUCGGAUUCGCACAGCCAGCACUGCAGUGAGAGAGAGUGAGUGAGCCAGGUAGGGGCAGAGAGCUGCGAGUGCGAGCGCGCGCCCCCCCCCCCGAUGUUGCGCCCGGUGCGUCCCCCCCCACGCUACGCCACUGGCUUUGGGUCUCACUUUUGAACUUGCUGUUUCUGUUUUCAUAGUGGUUAAAAGGCAGUCUUGCAUGCCCAACACAGUUACAGUGAACAGGAUUUUGGGAAGACUCCUUUGGACUCUCCCCAGCACCACCCAGUUGAUACUAUUCCUUUCCUUUUCGGAGUUAAGUAAGCUGUUCCAGUCAAUAGCUAGCUUUUCUUUUUUAUAUUUUUUGCAGUCAUUGGGAAAUGGAAAGGUUCCUGCACUGUAGUAGGUCCUUGUUCUGGUUGGAUGCCAUUAGUAUGAGGAUCCUGUCUUCUCUCAGGAAGAGGUGUAUCCCCAAAAGGCAGACUGCCCUACAUCCACUAGAACAAGCAAGAAUUUACUAGGAAGGGCAAAAUUUGAGGCCCUGCUUCAUUUCCCAGUAGAGGAGGAUUAACACGUUCCCUACUCUGAAGGAAAUGCUUAGCCACUGGACCUCAUAGCUGAAUAAUUUUGUGGAAAGGUUAGUCUGGCCCUGCAUUUACAUCUACUGUAAGGUUACCAGAUUUUUUUUCACUGAAUCCGGGGACACUUUUCAACUUCAGUGGAUUUUGUAUGGGGACUGAUUUGUAAAUCCGGGGACUGUCCCCAGGAACGGGGAUGUCUGGUAACCUUAAUCUACUGUAUAUUGCAAAAAGACCCGUUUUAGUAUUUUGAGGAAGCGGGAGGUACUUUCUGUAGAUAGCAUCCAAAGGUAACUUCCACCAAUAGUCAUUGUGAGUGUCUGAAACUCACAUGUUAGAGUUAUUGUCUGUGUAAUUAAAAGCAAGUGCAUUGAGCUUUUCUUUGAACCUCAGUUAUUUUAUAAAUACAUACCAUUGGGGUUGCAUCAUAUCAGAUAAGAGUGUCAUCUUAUGAGCCGUAUGAGCAGCUUUAGCUCCUAUGUAUUACGCAGGGCUACCUUCUUAUCAGCCUGUUGCAACAGAUGGUAUGCAUCACUUUGGAAUAAAUCAUUCUGCUUUUAUUCUCCAGUGACAUUAUAGGCUACAUUCACAUUAUUACUGACUCAAAGAAUACUUAGUAAAAUGUUUAGAACGAAGCAUUCCACUAGGAAGAAAUCAACUGUCUCUCAAAUAGAUUCCUCCUUCAAGGUUAGCACACUGUGACAGUGCUGUUUGAAAUAUAUAUUGAUCAUUCAUGAACGAUAGUUACCUGCUCAAAAUUCUGGGGAUUUGAAAGUCAUCUAAUCAAACUUCUUAAAAGAGACAGGAUCCCUCACAAACAUUCCAAACACUUUAUCAGGCACUUGAAUAGUAUGCAAGAAAGCUAUAGCACCUAUUUAGGAUCAAUUUAGGUAUACAGGGCUGUGGUUUUUUAGGGCUUUCAAGGUUAGCCAAACACUUUGAAUUGAGCUCAGAAAUGUACUGGGAGCCAAUAUAGAUCCUUUUAGAUCUUUCCAAGUCUUGUUUCUCUAGUUGCUGCUGCUGUGACAUUGGCUCAGUUUAGAGAUCCCAUUUCUGAUUUUUCAAACCAUGGAUUGAAGAUCCACUUUUUAAUUAGCAACAUGCUGGUUUGCCUAAUUAGGACAUCACCCACCAUGCACCUCCCCUAUAAACUGUUUUUAAGCCAGACUUCUUGGAGUGCAACAAGACCACUACCAGAAACUCCAUCAGUUAACUUUGGUUUUAGUAUUUAUGUACUUCAGCCUAAAUUUUUUUAUAUAUAUAUAUUGAAUUUUUUCUGCGUUUGCUAAAUUGUUGAUUUUUGUUAUUUUGAAUCUGUUGACAUGCUCUGUAUUCUUUAUAUUUGUAUUUCCAGUGUUCUCUGUUUUGAUGCUUUGAAUGUUUGUUGUGAGCCGCUUUGGGCACAUCUCAUUGUGGAAAAGCAGCAUAUAAGUAAAACCAACCAACCAAGGAGUCAAUGCACUUCCACAAUAGCAGAGACUGAAUUGGUCAACUUUUCCUUUUUAAGUACACAGUGCCGCUCCACUAGCUUCAGAACACCUUCGCACAUGCUUAUAUAGUUAACUAUGGAUCCUCUGCCUUCAUAUGAAACUGGAAGCAUCUGCCCAUUUAUGAGGAACUGGAGUAGCAGGGAAGCAUUAUCUUACAUGUAAAAUAUUUCUGAAUAAAUCUGUAUGCUAUGAUUCAUUGCAGAACCACAGACUGGAUUUCAUAUUGCUUUUAAAAUGCUGGAUGCAGACGGGAAUGAACAUUUAGAGAAAAAGGAAUUUUUUAAGGUAUGAAUGACAAUAUUUUCAAAAAAACCCUUUUUUAAUUUAUGGAAUUACCAUAUAACUUACAAAUGAAAAGUGCAGUUGAUCAAGACUAUUCCUUCCUCAUCUGCUUUGUACACAAGAGAUCAUGUCUUCACUUGAACAACUGAGGAAAUUAAAACCUUUUGCAACCCUUUUUCAUUGAAGUUCUGAGUUAAACCGAGAACAUUUUUUUAAAACCAGAUUUCCUAUUUUUACAUUUGGAUACAGGUGGCAAUGAACUUAUAGCGAACCUGUUGUUCCUUAACUAACAUGGUUGAUCAAGAACAGUGCAUUGGUGUCAAUAGCUAGGGUUAAGAGUUUAUUUAAUUUUAAAAUUACGAUUAUUUAUAUAUGUGGAAUAGACGGAUCUAUAUCUACCCAUACAAGCAAAACUGCAGAAAAUCCAUCUCUAGAGAGAGGCUUCCAUUGUAGAAAUGGAAAGAGAAGGUAUAUUUAGUCUUUUUAUUAUGAAUACUAUGAAAUGCACACUUGAGGUCAAAGUCAAAUGUGCAAGCCUUUUUAAUUUGAAUAGAAGAUAAUGUGUUUUGCUGUUGAGAGCAUCUGGAGAGGGGAUGGAGCUACUUUAGUUUCAGUGCCAAAAAGAAAUGCAACCACUGUGAUGGAAUUAACCCUUAGGGGACCUAACAGGCUUCCUGGCAGCAGAAGAAAAUGGUGCCCUCCCUCCCUCCCUCCCAGGUUCAAAUGAAGGUAGGGCAGAUUAUGGAUGACUUGGAAGGAAAAUCCUUGUAUAGCCAUGACUCCUUGCCUCACCUUACUAGCGCUUUUGCCAUAGCUGUAAAUGGCAGCUGCUAGUGCGUUGGCACAUUUCUGUCACAUGUCCCCCAUUCCCUUGUUUCGUCAUCUUUCAACAGUAUUAAAGGUUGGGAUAAAUAGAGGAAAUAAUGCCCUAUCCCCCCCCCCAGCUUGCCUUGCCUGAACAAACAGACCACAGAUGGGUGGUCUUGCUGCAUGCACUGCUUGGAAAAGGGUCGCUGUGUUCAGUGUUGGAUUUCAGUGCGCAUCAACUAAUGACUGGACAGGGCCAGGUGCAAACUAUUUAGGGGAAAUAGUGCCAUUUCAAUCCUAACCUGCCAAAACGAUCACCUGGUGUUGGCAUGAGGAAUCGGAGAUGAAGGCUAAGGAUGAUAAAGCAGCAGGCUUUGGGAGCAUCACAUUAUUCGAAGGGAAAGUUAUGCGCUGCUUGUCUCCCAGUGAUAAACAUACUUUUAAAAGCACCUCUCCUAAGCAACUCUAAAUCCUCUGCUUUCUAUCUCUAUCUGUGCUGUAACCGUAAAUAAUAAGUCCCUUGUUUUUUUUAUUUUUGCUGUCCAUUUGAGGACUGGUGCUAACAUCUCUGGAAGGUAGGUGAGCUUUGCAGUGUGCUGUGCUAAAUCUCUUGCUAGAAACCCAGCCUCUGAAGAGAUUUGUGAGUACAUGUAAUUACAAAUGUUUCCCAAAGAGAGGUUGCUGCCAGGAGUCUGCUGAAUGACUUGCUAGAGAUUUAUAGUAAGCUGCAAAUGGAUUUCUUUAUUUGCUGGAGACCUUAUUUUUGGAUCUGAACUUGUUAAAGAAUGGUAUGACACGAAAUUGUCAGGUCAUACUUGGAUCAUUAAAAAAAUGCAUAAGCAAAACAAAACUAGUGCUUUGUGAGCAUGUAAGUAUUUCACAUGCAGUCUUAAUGCACCUUAUGAAACUGUCUUAUAUAGAGUCAAACAAUUGGUUCACCUAGCACAGUUCUUACUCCGAAUGGCAGCUGCAGUCAAAGGUCUCCAGGCCCUUCCCUGCUUUGCUGCCUGAGAACCCUUAGCUAGAAGUGCCAGUGCGGUGUAGUGGUUAAGAGUGGUAGCCUCGUAAUCUGGGGAACCGGGUUCGCGUCUCUGCUCCUCCACAUGCAGCUGCUGGGUGACCUUGGGCUAGUGACACUUCUUUGAAGUCUCUCAGCCCCACUCACCUCACAGAGUGUUUGUUGUGGGGGAGGAAGGGAAAGGAGAAUGUUAGCCGCUUUGAGAUUCCUUCGGGUAGUGAUAAAGCAGGAUAUCAAAUCCAAACUCUUCUUCUUCUAGACUUGGGACAUUCUGCAUGAGCAAAGCAUAUGAGCUGCCAUUGAGCCUUGUAGAUUAUGUCAGUAUUAUUAUAGCACCUUUCAAGUGCGAAGGGUGAGAUGGAGAGAACAAAGUUUCGCAAACUCAUGGCUGAAGCAAGGUUUGGACCAGAGACUAAUAGCCCAAGUAUUAUGCCUAUUUAAAAACUUGACUUCCGUGUUAGAAGGAAUUCUUUAAAAUGGCCUCCAAAUGCUUACGUGUUCUUACUCUGCUUUGGUCCCAUUUUUAUGUAUUUCUGUUCAUAUUUCAUAAUUUCUGAAAACUUAGCAGUCAGAAGUCAGUCCUUCCCCUCCCAACCUCUCCCUGCAUUUCCCUUGAAAAGCCUUUUCCUGAUAGUUGGAGGCCCUCCUGAACAGCAUGGCCAAUUCUGUGGGCAUUUGAAAUGGGAGUAGGACAUAUGAAAUACCCAAAAUUGGACAGAAGGGAGGAGAAAGAUUGGUUGCUGUGGAGGAUUCCAUUCAUGCAACCUGCUUGUGGUUAUUCAGCCAGAAAGCUUGUAUCAGAAAUGAUGAGUGUGUUUAUCCCCACUACGGCAUACCCAUUUCUCCAAAACAAACUAAAGAAAAUGCCCACAACCCUGAACAGGUUGGGGAAAAGUAGGCAAACUAUCCCCAUUCCCAUCCCCACUAACUCUCCUGGCCUAUCACCCACUAUUUCAACACGCAGCACAAAACCGCCAGAUUAAAACCUAGCAAGCCAUAGGCCUACACUGUCUAAAAGACUUCUACAAAAACAACAAACCCAUACCAAUACAAGAAAUACAAGACAAACUAUGGGACACCCAAAUACCUUGGCUAACACACCAUCAACUACAUGCCUUCUUAAACAAUCCAGCAGUAAAAUCAGCAGCCACUAGGCCCUUGACCACCUUCAAAAACCUUCUGACAGCAGAGUAACUGACAGUGUUAAGUAGUUAAUGUAGUUAAUUUGUUGUUGUCUUAUGUCAGGAGUAUGUAUAUGUAUGUAUAUGUUUUUUUUGGUGUGAAUGUGUUGUGUUUGUCUUUUUUGUUUGUAUGGUGUUAUAAAAUAAAAUUUAUAUUUUAAAAAAAAAAAAAAAACCUUCUGACAGCAGAGGGACAUGGCAAAGGGAUGGUAUCCACAAUAUGCAAAAUACUGCUCCAAAAUCCCACAACCCCCCUUGACACAAUUAAAGAACAAUGGGAGCCCAACAUAGGCUAUGAAAUUAACCCUACCCAAUGGAUUAGAAUGUGGUCUAAACCUCCCUUUAAGUCCAUAUCAGCCAAAAAGAAAGGAACUUACUCUGAAACUCACCUACAGGUGGUACUUAACGCCAUGGAAACUGGUGCUGAUACACCCAGGAACCUCACUAAGAUGUUGGAGAGGCUGCACUUCCACAGGCACAUACCUCCACAUGUAGGAGGAAUGCCCUAAAAUCCAACCCUUUUGGACACCAGUCGUACAAGAGAUAUGCAAAAUAAUUAAACAGGUAUUAGAACUCACCCCAGAACUGGUCCUCCUGAGCAUCUUUCAAGAUCGUUAUGACCACUCACAUCAUACAGAGCUUAUAACCCACCUACUCUCAGCGGCCAGAAGCCUCAUAGCCAGACAAUGGAGAGACCUGUCAGUAGUAAACAUGGACCAGUGGUAUCAAAUUGUAUGGGAAAUCGCCUUACUAGAAAAGCUAACCAAUAAACCAAAACUGACAUGGGGACAAAUAGAAGAGGAUGCCUUUACCCCAGUAUGGAUCCCCUUUAUCACAUACACAGCCCGACAAGACAAUGACAAGAGUCCACCGACAGCAUAUGAAUAAAUAUUGCUUACCUGACCCAACAAGCACCCCCCCAAAUGCAAACAAACCCCACCGCAGACAACCACAGAAAACCAACCACACCUUGCCCCCAAUACCUCUCACUACCAAGGAAAUGUAAUAAAUGAAUAGAAAGAGAACCUACCCAGUUGAUGCUGACACAAAACCCCACAUGUACACUAUAUAAAAGAAUACGUCUCACUACCCCACCCCUCCCCUCCUCUCUCUCUCCUCUUCUUCCUCAACCGUAUACAGUAGUACCUCCAUUUAUGUAACCCUCUGAUUACGUAAACUUCGGAAUGCGAAAGUGGCUAACCUGGAAGUAUUUGACUGGGUUUUGCCAUGUGCACAUGUGCAGAAACGGUCCUCUGGUUGCGAAAACCUUUGGAUCUGGCCGGACCUUCGGAACGGAUCCCGUCUGCAACCAGAGAUACCACUGUACUUUACUCAGCACUAAUGUCUCACAACAAAUGUAACUGAUUUGUAAGAAAAACUGUACAACCUAAAAAAAAGAGACAAGGCAUGUACGUUUGUAAACCAAGAAAAUCAAAAAGAAAAAGAAAUGAUGAGUGUGAUCUUUAUUGCUUGAAAAUUGUGUGUGGAUCAUUCAUUUCACGUGUUACCAGAUUCCUUAAUGAAAGGCACUGGAUAAAUGUGAAAGCUCCAUCACAUGUGACAAAUGUGUAUAAAGGCUUUGCACUCAAGGUACCUGUGCAGAGAAUUUUACAGUUUGUGUAUGGUAAAUAGCACUGAGAAAGAAGCUAUCUGUUAAAAAUGCUUUGGUAUUAAAAAGAAGAUAGUAAAUGGAAAUAUAUAUCACUUUUGUUUUAGCUGCAGAAAAUAAUUGGGACGCAAGAUGAGCUUAAAACAGCUUUAGGAGAUGAAACACUAUCUCAGGUAGGUCUUCAGAGAGUGUGAUUUUCUUUCUAGCAGGUUGUUCUGGCACUAAUGCACUGUUAUCUUUUAAACAUUAUUCCUUUCACAGCUUGUAGCUGAUUGCAUCCAUGUCAGCUCUGAUGCUUCAUUAAAUGAAAGCAUCUGAUCAGUUGACCUUGCUUUUUGCAUGUUCUUAGUAAAAUAAUUCCAAUUGAAAAAGAAUUCAUUUAUUUAAUAUGUAGUCACGUCUAAAGGGAGACUUUUAGUAUUAUACUUAGCUGACUUGAUCAAAGAACAAUAAAUGCACUUCCAGAUCAGUUUGGUAAUAAUAAUAAUAAUAAUAAUAAUAAUAAUAAUAAUUUAUUAUUUGUACCCCGCCCAUCUGGCUGGGUUUCCCCAGCCACUCUGGGCGGCUUCCAUAGAAACAAAAAAUACAGUAAAAUAUCACAGAUUAAAAGCUUCCCUGAACAGGGCUGCCUUAAGAUGCCUUCUAAAUGUCAGGUAGUUAUUUAUCGCUUUGACAUCUGAUGGGAGGGCGUUCCACAGGGCGGGCGCCACUACCGAGAAGGCCCUCUGCCUGGUUCCCUGUAGCUUUGCUUCUCGCAAUGAGGGAACCGCCAGAAGGCCCUCGGCGCUGGACCUCAGCGUCCGGGCAGAAUGAUGGGGGUGGAGACGCUCCUUCAGGUAUACUGGGCCAAGGCCUACUUCCCAAGUUAAAAUUAAUCUUUCAGACCCUGCCAAUAAAGUACUAAACAUUAAAAUACUAACUAGAGUCAAAAAGCUUAUUCUACUCUUCAACCCCACAUCCAAGACCAUCUCUGCCAUAUAUUUCAAAAUCAGAAUACAAAUAAAUACUUUGCUUGGCCUUAUAUGGACUAUAGUCUUAAGACUAUAGAGGAGAAGCUCAGUUUAAUUGACUAUUUUUUGAGAAUUUAAAGUAAAUUCCAAAGGAAAGAUUUGUUUUUUAAAAUCAUUAAUAGUCUUGGACAUCAUGAUCUAAGCUUUACUCAUAGCUUAGGACAAUUUGAUUUAUGGAAGAAAUGCAAGACCUAUUGAUAGAAACAUCUAGUAUUAAAUUUUAAAAAUAAAUGGUCUUAACUGUUGUUAUUUUACUCUGUAUAAUAUGCUGUUUUAUAUGUCAUGUUGGAAGCUAUCCUAAGAAUACUACAUAACAAAGUCUGGUCUAAAAGAAAUAAAAUUAAAAGAUAAAUGGAAUGGGGCUAAUGUUUGAUGGCUAGAAGACUUUCAAGUCAUAUUUUUCUUAUGCAUAAAUAACCUGAGUGAAAGAAAGCAAUGGAAUUUGAAAUAACAAUGAAUAACAAUCAUUUAUUGUCCACACUUCUUUUACAAUACAAAUGAGAAGUGGAACAGGUAAAAGAAUUUGAUUCAUUUGGCUUGAGGCAAUGGUUUGUAUCCAGUGCUGUCUGUUCAUGAGCGGAAUGAACGUCUGCUCAUGCAAUGGGACCUUUCCCUCCUCUCCUUGCUGCCCCCCCCCCAUGUGCCCACAAAAACUGCUGCAGGGCAUAGGAGCCAAAUCCUAGGGGCCAAGGUCUCUUCAGCACCCCCAAUAUUUUUGAGGGGGCCAGGAACUCCCCAAACUUGAUGAACAUUGGCAUUCAAAUGGUGUGCGUGCACCACGACUUGUGAUUGAUGACAUGGAGUGGAGCUUACCUGCCCCUCCCCAUAUUAUAUUCAGAUUGGCACCCCUGCUCUGGGGGGUUGGGGGACACUGGAGCAGAUUUGAGGAGCAUGCGGUGGGGGUGGGGAGGAAGGAAGGAAGGACCAUUGCUCAACUGGCACUCACGCAACUUUAGAAGUCAGCCAUCGGACCUACUAUUGAAAUAUCAGUUUGAAAAUAUCUAUGAUAAUAAUUAAGCAUUCAGUUUUCCUCAAAUACUGAUAUUUGGGAGAAUUUCUACACUACUAAUUGGUCAACAUUUAUCACCUGCAAAUCAGAUGCUAUAUAUUUCGGUUUGCUAUAUUGUUUUUUAAUCUUAGGAAGUUUAUUUUCCUAUAUCCCCUGCAAAAGAUUGUUUUCUUUCUAGUUUGGAUUAUCUUAUUGUGUAUCUUCUUUUUUUUCCUCAAGUACUAUGUUAAUGUAAAAAACAUAGUGGCAGUAUUCUAUAAUUAAUGAUUUAUGAAGUUACAUUAUUUGUUAGGUUUGCAUAAGUAUGUAAGUUUUUGUUGGUAUUUAAAAAUGUGCAGUAUUUCUAUUUAGUUUUUAUUUUAAAAAAUACUGUAAAAUACACCACACAUACUGAACAAUUUUUGGGUGGCUUAGAGAUGGCUCAUGUUACUUCAUUUAGUGAAAAGUGUCAUGGAACAAAUGAAGAGUGCUACCUGAACUAUAAAAUGUGUUGUCAUGUGUGCAGAAAGCAUGAAAUACACUGAACUAAUGCAACUAGUUGAUUAUACUGAAAGCCAAAUAACCAUUAGUAUUUAAUCUUAUGAAUAGAUGGCUGUCUUUCAUCUUGCCUCUUCAGCAGAGUAAAAUACACACCGGCUAUUUAGAUGUCACAAGAACAUUACAUUGAAAUCCCCAUAGACUCCACGUUGCUUAGUGUGUUGUUGUGUUCAAAGAAAUGAGACUUAGGCUAAGUGGUGAAAGAAACACAUAAUCUAAAAAUAUUGUAUUUUGUGUCUGUGGCUUUAGCCUUUCAAAGGGAUGGAAUAGCUGAGCUAUGUGAAAUACUUUAUUUGUUUUCUACAGGCCUUUUUUCCAUAAGGAAAAAUUCAAAUAUAGAGCAUUUGUAGAAUUAUUUAACCAUUAAUGGGAAAUGUAGAUCUUGAGCCAAUGUUGAGCUUUAACACAAGAGGUAUUCUGACAAAGUACUGAUGUGCAUUUUUUCAGGAGCCAGAAUCAGAAGACCCUGAUAUUAAUACCAUGUUACGGGUCCACUUCUUUGGAAGAGGAGGAAAAAAGAAGCUUCAUUACUGUGAAUUUCACAGGUAGCACUGAAAAAAGAUAGUAAUUAACGCUUUGGUUGUCAUCUUGGUUUGCUCUGUGUUGUGAGUUCUUCAGCUCAAUCUGUCUAUCAGAUACUACAAUUCACUAUUUUGGCUUGUCUUAGUAUUUUAUCUCAAAGAGAUCCCAAAUAACUUCAUAUUUAGUAACACACCAUGGGAAUUGCAUCAGCCAUCUUGUCCGCAUCCCAUCGGGUCUCUGGACUCCUUUGAGAAGAAGGACAGGGUAUACAUUAAAAACAGCAGCAGCAACAACAACAACAAUAUGUAUAUGCCUUUGCCCACAUUUGCCUGGAGGUUCUGACCACACUUGUAGCCGUGGCACCAUGGAGGAAACCCCCAACAAAUCACAGUCCACAGGAUUCCAUGGGGAUUAUUAUAACGUACGCUGCAGUUUUGUGUGGCUCAUGCUGAGGUCACAAUAUCCCUUGACAGACUGCAUACUGCUUAUCUCUACUGAAAAAAAGGGGGGGGGGAAUCACUUUGUAAAGGUUGAUGACACCUAAAUGCAUCGUAGAACAGAAAAAUGCAGUUUACCCAAUCUCUUCAUUGUUAGGCUAGAGAAACUGGGCGAACCAUAUUUUUUGUUCUACAGUUAUGCAUUCAGAAAUGUGUAAUUGUAGACAAAUGCAUAAUGAAUUUCAUUACCCUCUAUAAAGUGUUUGGGGUUUUUUUUGCAGCAGAGGCACCUCAGGUGAGAAACCUACCUUUUGUGAUAUUUACUCUGUGGCUAUAAAACCUUGGGUUGCUCUUCCCAGAGCAGCCUGCUUGGCCUAAUCUUGUUUCUGAGGGUGAGAGUCAACAUCACACCAUCACAUGUGACAGGAUUUUACUUUGUUCCCAGAGCUCUGCAUGCUCCUCCCACAUCUACUCUGCAGGGUCUCCCAGUCUUUCAUAGCAGAUCUUGGGAGUGUACAACAGGCUGCAUGGGGGAAGAAGGGGAAAUAUUUGUGUAACCAGAAAUCGGUUGAGCAAGUGAGACACCAUCGUUGGAUAUCGCCCUAAAUGUUUAGUGAGACCCUUGAUGUUUAGCUAUUGAUGAAGUCUUUGACUCCUUUUAUACUUGUUAGUCUUUUAUGCAGAAUAUCACCGUGUAACAAACUGCUUCCAAUACUUGUAAUUUGUGUUGCACACUGCUUGGUGUAUUCUUUGUGUAGAAAGCCAGUACUGAAAUGUGAUAGGUUUUGGAAACAUGGAAAGCCAACUAAAUAUUAAACCUAGACUGCAUGAAAUCCAAUCUUAAUCAACCCUUAGCUACCACUGGCAUUACUAAUAUUAGAAAGCCUUUUAAAGCGAUGUUUAAAAGCACAUUAAAACUUUGCAACCAAUGAAAGUCUAGGCUGAUGUUUAAGUAAAAAUAUCCUAGUUACUUAAACUUGUAUGCUAACUCAACUCAAUCCUUUUAUUUGCAGAAUCAUCUGCAAAUCAAGUCUGUCUACUUUAACUCUAUUUAAGAAACUCCCUCAAGGCCACUUCACAUAUUAGUUGUCAUUCAUAGGAGUUCUUCUAUAAAUCACUGCUCUCCUGGAAAACACAGCUUGGGAGGUAUUUCUACCUAUAUUGGCUCAGGAGUUCAACUAAAAAUUGCACAGGAGAAUCUGGGAACACACACACAAUGAACUGAAGCAACAUCAUAAAGAAGAGUGGGCCACAAUUCCUCCACAAGGAUCUGAGAGACUGAUAAAGUCAUAUAGCAAACGAUUACAGUGGUACCUCUGGUUACGAACUUAAUUCGUUCUGGAGGUCUGUUCUUAACCUGAAACUGUUCUUAACCUGAAGCACCACUUUAGCUAAUAGGGCCUCCCACUGCUGCCGCACCGCCGCCGCGUGAUUUCUGUUCUCAUCCUGAAGCAAAGUUCUUAACCCGAGGUAUUAUUUCUGGGUUAGCAGAGUCUGUAACCUGAAGCGUAUGUAACCCGAGGUACCACUGUAUUACCCUCCAGCUAACGUUUGGUUUCUGCCCCCCUCCCCAACAGACCAGCAUGGUUUUCUGCAAUUUGUCUCCUCUCAGCCAAACCAAGAAUGGAGAGGUGUUUCAAAUGCUGUGCAAAAUGUUUCCUCCCACUGAUUUCAGGUGCACACCAACCUUCAAAUAAACAAGCCUUUGAAGUUCUUAAAGAUAUUGAGAAUUCUGUUGAGUUGGCACUCCCUCUGCUCCCCUUUCUCUACAGUAGGGGUUGUUAACAAAGCAAAGGCCAGAGUGCACCCGUAAAAGCUUGUUUGCAUUUAUAGUGCGAACUGGAAUGUCUCAGGUAAUUAGAUAAAAUCCUGCAUUGACCCAAUGAGGCAUAACACUGAUAAUACUGUGUACCUACUACAUUCAGCAAAUGUAGGUUUAAGACCUUUGCCUACCACACAGAUAGAAGCCUGUAAUCAAAAUUGGACUCCCACAUCUUGCUCUUAAAGCUGUUGGGUAAGUGUCGGGUUUAAUACAGGUAAUUUUUCAACAAUGGCAUUUAUUUUUCAUGCACUUGGAAUGCGUCUCCUUAUCACUAUCCAUAUAGACCCACUCCAUCUGCAUUGUGACCUGACAGUAAAGUUUGUUUUAAUGCAUAGGAAGGUGAAUGAAAGGAUCAGCGUCUUUUAAAAAAAAAAAAAGCGCAGUGGAGAUAUCACUUUUCACAUUAUUUUAUUUGCAAGUAACUCAAGCACAUCAUUUCUGUGUUUCUAUUGUUCGGGGAAAAUGUGAUUUCUAUCUGAUGGCUUUUCACAACAUUUCUACCUCACAUGGGAAGCCAUUGUUGGCUUUCUGAUCAAAGUGCCAUGAUGUUUUUACAAGAGAUGACUGAUGAGCUGUACAGACAUAGAUCAUUGUCAAAGGCAGGGGGGAAAUGAUGGUAAAUGCUUUUAUCAUUUUCCAAGUUCUUGUUAGAAAGGCUUUCCAUUGAUCAGCGGAGUAGCUAGAGAAAGCAGGAGUGAUUACAUUUGAUUAGGCUGCUUCAGAUAUAGUUACCUGUGUAAUUUACGUUCCUUAACAUUGGGGCGGGGGUUCAUUCAUAAAGCUUAAUGGUGUUUACCUGUGAUUAGUAGGUGAGUUAUCCCCCCCCCCAAAGAAAAAAGCAGGAACAAAACUUUUAUUAUUUAUUCUCUCACUUCCCAGAGUGAUUGGUUGUUGCUUUGCAACACUUAGCUCAAGGCUGGUGUGCUUUGUUUCCUCCCUUCAGAAUCCACUUUUUAAACUAAGCCACAUGGCAAGUUGCUUCUGUGUAUUGAGUGUGGUUCCCCCUCCCUCGCUCUCCAUACUGUUCCUGUUUUCCUUUUUAACCAUUUACAGUAGCAAAUUGCUUGAUCUGCAUGCUUAACAUCUGCACACCAGUGGUAUAUACUAUCUGUCAAAAUAGCUUCAAGUUGGUUUAGAGUCUUCAUAGUGGGACCUUAGUCCAUUUGCUGGCUGAGUUCAGGGCCAGGCCUAGCUGAAUUGAUAAGAGAUUAUUGAUACUGUUUGAACCUUCUAGAGUUAUUGUUCCAGCUUUUGGUUAGAAUUAACUAGCGCAACCGACAUUCUCCUCUGAAGUCUCUGAAUACUUAUUUUUAAAUACUGCACUUCUGUGCAGAUUUAGGCUUCCUCCUUGUUAGUAUUAUUCAAACAGUACAAAAGGAUUCGAAAACUUUCUUUAUGAAUUAGCUGUUUUCUGCACUUCCGCAACAGCUGCAGCAGAGGCGUGCCAGAAAAGUAGCUGGGGCUUUAAAAUAAUUUUUUAGAACACGUCUUUCCAUUCCGUAGGCCUGCCAGGCAGCUUACAACAGUGGACUGGUUAAAUCCAGACUUCUAAACCAUCAAAAAAGCAAAUAAAGUAGAAUGUAAUUUAUUAUAUUGACAGAGAAGAUAGCAUGGAAAAACAAAAGAAAUCAUCACCACCCCAAACCCAGCUAAAGGCCAUUAGCUGAAAGCUGGCCUUAUAGGCUUCAUGGGAGAUAGUAUUCCAUAGACAAGGUGCCAUGACCAAAAAGGCCUUGCUCCUAAUUGGUACAAAUCCCCCAAAGGAAGGUUUUGGGCUACCUAAAAAUGUUACGUACUGCAGUGUUCAUAUGAGGGAAGGCAUUGUAUUCAUUGUAUUCAAUAUACCUGUUCCCACUGUCUGUGCUAACUUUAUUAAAAUGAUGAUUUAGUGAAAAUCCAGCUCUAAUUUAUCUUUUCAUAGUCCCUUAGUUAGGGUCUGUUUGUAUAUUAUUUUCCCCAGGGGAUUCUUUCCAGGUUUACAUUCUCCUUUCCUUCCCUCAGCUCACCCAAUAAAUAUCUCCCUUAUUGUUGCUUUAAGUAGGAAUUAAAUUAAGUUGGUUCCAAAUUCCUGGUGGAAGAAUCAACACACGCACUUGAAAGGCUUCAGAUACUGCCAAGCAAACCAUAUUCUGUAGCUGAUAAUUGUCUUGGUGAUUUAAAAUGUGUAUUUUUUAUUUUAAAAAAUUGUCCCAAACUUUUGUAAACUUUGGCUUUCAACAAUGUGUGUCUUUUGGGGUGGGGUGUAGUUUUCAGGUGUGACUCUUUUUGGAAGUGGAGUUAGAAGCACCAGAUCGGAUCCAGGCUCAGUUAUUUGAACUUUGACCCUGUUGAAAUCAUUGGUUUGUAUCCUGACUAAUCCUCUCCAAAUGGGUUGGCUCCUUCUUUUCUCAAAGGGUACUGUGGUUGAGCAGAGGAUCUCAGGGAUGACACAACAUUUUUGGCUGAUCUCCCAAACCCUCAGCUCUGCUCAUAUGGUACUCCAGAUUGUCUCUCCCACACGCCAGAGCAAUAUUUUCAAGGGGGUACAGAGGGAAGGGGAUUUCGGCAAAAGUCAUCUCCUACCCUUAUCCUUCUAGACUAUGGGCGGUUGCAUCUUCAGGCAGACCAGACCCUAAUCUCCAUCACCCCAUGCAGGCCAACUUUAACCAGUGGGUGGGACCACCCACCUGUCAAUCACCUGAUGUCAUUGUGACAUCAAGUGACUGAAACCCCAAAGAAGUCACUGUAACUGCCAGUCAGCUGAUUGGUGGUUACAAGAAGCCCCUUUGAUGCCUCUGCAAGUUGGUGCAUGGGCAAGAGAUUCCCCACCCCUGCUGUGGAUCUUAAAAAUAUGUUCAAAGAUCUGGCAGCAAACUUGCAAAAAUAGUAAGCCACUUACAACUGGCAGAGUUUUAAUUCCAGUGACAAAAGUGACAUAUUUUAGGUGACAUUAUUCUUAUGUUCUCUUUAUUUAUGGGGACGAGGAAAGGCAAAGAUUUUGAUCAGUUUUCCUACAGAUAAGGUCUUCCUUCUCUUCUCCUGCCCCACCUUAGUAUCAUAGAGAAAUAAAUAAGAUUUCCCCCACCCAAUGAAUAUUUGGAUCCCAUCAGUUGUCAAGGAAAAAAACAACUAUCUGACUUUUAGAAGACAUCUGAAGGCAGCACUGUUUAGAAAAGUUUUUAAUGUCUGAUGUUUUAUCGCUUUGUUAUUAUUAUUAUUAUUAUUAUUAUUAUCAUUAAUUCUGUUGGGAGCUGCCCAGAGUGGCUGGGGAAACCCAACCAGAUGGGCGGGGUAUAGAUAAUGAUGAUGAUGAUGAUGAUGAUGAUGAUGAUUUACUGUUACAUAAAGUUAUUUUUUGUAACGUUCUCAAAUACUUGUGGACUACUUUAUAUCAAAGUAAAGGAUUUUUGAGGCAGAGCACUUGGGUAAUAAUUGUUAACUGUUAUUUGUGCCUAAUCAAUCAUUAUUCCUUUUAAAGACUAUUGGAGCACCUUUCGUUUCCCUAUUCUGUUUCUUUACAGCUUUCCUCAAAUACUCUCAGUUUUAAAGCUAUGUGAGUCUUUUUGUUGUUCCAUUUACUGUCUAGUUGGCUGCUACAAGUUUUAUGCCACUUCCAUGUUUAAAUAUCCUUUUCCACUCAGGUAAGAGUUAUGCAUAUGUGUAGCAGCAAUUUUUUUGCAGCACACAGCUUGCUGCUACAACAUUCAUAAACGUACAUAGAUUCAGAGUGCUCCCUACUGGUAGAACUGCUGAAAGACAACAUUACAAAAUUGGAAAGAUUGAAACUACAUUAUGUACUGAAAGUAUAUCUUUAUCUCACAAUGAGCAACUUAAAUCAUCUCAUCUUACUGAGUUAUGGAAGUUGCUGCUAUUGAGACCUGGAAGCCAACAAUUUGUGUGUUGUGUUUUCUAUCUGAUUAGUUUUUGGAAAAUUAAGGUGAGACAUUUUCACUGCAUAAUAGCUGUGAGAGAAAACAGUGAACCUCAAGGCAAUCUUGCUUAUGUGUAGUGUUUGAGUUCCUUAUAAAUGUGAAAGCAUUAUCUUUACUAUAAGAAAUGGUUUGUAUUCUCUGCUUAUGAAAGGAAUUAAGUUGCAACUAUUGUUUGUUAGAUUUAUGCAGGAUUUACAAACAGAGGUGCAAGAGAUGGAAUUCAUCCAAUUUUCCAAAGGUCUAGCCUUCAUGAGAAAAGAGGAUUUUGUAGAGUGGUUGCUGUAUUUUACUGAGCAAGAGAACAAUGAAAUUUACUGGCAAAAUGUGAAGGAAAGAAUCCAAGCAGGAGAGGUGCGUAUGGAGUUUCUAAACCCAAAUGGCUUUUUUCUGGUGUAAUUGAAUAACAUUCUUCCUAAAUCUAAAGUAUAGCAAAGGCAUUCAUUUUUACUUGUUUUGUUGUUCCAAUCUUUACCAUCUUUACUUCUUAAUUUUUAUUACAGUUAUAUGUUUCUCCAAGGAGUUCAAUGGUGUUGAUGCUUCUCAGUCUCCCCAUUUUAUCCUCGCAAAAACCCUGGGAUGUAGGCUAGGUUUAGAGACAGUGACUGGCCCAAGGUCACCCAGUGAGCUUCAUGGCUAUGUAGAGUCUCGAUCCCUGGUCUCCCAAGUCUUAGUCCAGCACUCUAUUCAUUACACCACAACUUUAUAAUAAUAUUAAAUGCCUUAAGAAAAUGCUUAGUUUUGAAUCACUCACCUAAAAAUAAAUUAAGUAGUACUAUUUGGUAUUUCAGAGUAUCAGUUUGGAGGAAUUUAAGACUUUCUGCCAGUUUACAAACCGCCUAGAAGAUUUUUCAAUUGCCUUGAAAAUGUUCACGGUAGCCAGCCGCCCUGUUAAACGAGGUAAGAAUAAUUUUGCACAUCAGAAUGUUAAGCAAGAAAAUACACUUUGCAAGUGACUUCUGAAAACGUGUGCUAUAAACCUGUGUCAUGUGGUGUUUUCUCCUUUUAUAAAAGGAUUCUGAGUUCCUCUCAGUUCCUUGCUACUUGUUUUGGACAACCAGUUGAAGAUUACGGAUCACUAUUUACUGGUGGUUGGGAGAAGCGGCAGUAGGAAUUUUCCUUGGCAUUUACUCCUCCUUUGUCAGCUGGGAGACGCUACAGCUGAUCGCCAGCCAUGACUGCUGCCUGCACUUGGAACUGAAAGAUGGCAGCUUGCUGUCUUCUUCCAUUCUUCAAGACAAGAAGUAGUGAUUAGAUCCCAUUAAGAAGCUGAAAAAUUAAUAUUAAGGACUUAGCAUGCAAUGUUUUGAUAGUUUAUUUGAUCACACAAUUCAAAUUAUGUUUUUGCACUCAGAAGGAAUAGUUUAUUUGUUAAAUUUAUAGAUCUUUCCACUAUUCAGUUCCGUAAACUGAUCUAUAAUCUCCCAAGUUAUUUUACGUUUUAAUGGUAAUGUAUGGUGUGUUGUGCUUUUAUUAGCCGAGUUCAAGAGAGCUGUGAAAGCUGUUACAGGACAGGAACUCUCCGAAAAUGUUUUGGACACCGUCUUCAAGAUCUUUGAUUUGGAUGGAGACAAUUGCCUCAGCCAUGCAGAAUUCCUUGGAGUCCUAAAAAACAGGAUGCAUCGAGGCUUAAGGGUAAUGAAGCCUUAUUCCUAAAAUAGAAUGUUUAAUGGAGUAACUGUUUUUAAUCAGUCAAGGUGCCAGCAUAUAGACCAUAUAAUCCUAGUGGGAGCAGUUUGUGGAAGUAGGUAAUUGUGGAAAUUUUACAGGGCCACUGCUUUUAAGGUGGAAUUAAAAACAAAGAGUUUUCUUAUUAAGAUGAACUUUUUAUGGAACAGUUAGCUAGCCUAUUAAGUUGUUUGCUUCUGAUGUAUGCUCAUUAGACUUCACUGAACAUCCAGUCGAUGAAGGGAGGCACAAACCAUCUAUCUCCAUACCAACAUAUAACACACAUCUACCAGAUUAACCACUAUCAUUCAGUGCUAGCACAAGCAGAGACCAAGAGUGAGAAAGUGCUCCAUGCCAGAGACUCUAGUAAGCCAAAAGCUUAGAUUAGUAACACCCAGAUGGCUCAACAAUAAGGUGUGACAGACCCCACAGGAGAAGACCAAAAUAUGCCCAUCUGCUUUGUGAGGAGAACUUUUUCCUGGCUUCAGAGAGGUCUCUCUCUUAGACCCUAAAAUUUAAACCCACACAUACAGUGAAAACCUAUCAAGUGAACUGAUAACCAGAUUGAAAUCUACCCAGCAUACCACUUGAUGUAGAAUAACUAAGUUGUUGUUGUUGUUAAAUUUGUAUACACAGUGGUACCUCUGGAUACGAACAGGAUCCAUUCCGGAGCCCCGUUCGCAUCCAGAAGCAAACGCAACCCACGUCUGCGUGGGUCGCGAUUCGCCGCUUCCGCGCAUGUGCGUGGUGUCAUUUUGACCGUCUGCACAUGCGCGAGUGGGGAAACCCGGAAGUAACGCGUUCCGUUACUUCCAGGUCGCCAGGGAGCACAACCCAAAAGCGCUCAACCUGAAGCAACUUCAAUCCGAGGUAUGACUAUACUGCCCUUCAUCUGUAGAUCUCAGGGCAAUUCACAACAUAAAAAUGCAAGAUAAAAAGGACAGACUAUCCCCAGAACAGGGGAUGAGAGAAAGUUUCAUUGUACAAGAGCAAAUAUUUACACUGAUAGGAUGAGUUAGCUGGCUACUGUCCUUUAAUAAUUGUGUUAGGGAUUUUAUCCCCAACUCCAUGGAAGUUAGCAGCCAGGUUUCUAAUGGCCAUAAUGGAUCAAGGUUAAUGAGGCAAGUCUAAAUAACUUAAUUAAUCAUAUUCAAUCGUAUAUUUAUUUGCUGUCCUUUAUAUACUGCUUCUGUGAGUGUACUCAGUGUGAUGCAAAUGAAAAAGGGGAUUGGGGAGGAACACAAAAAUAAGCAGAUGAAGUACUCUUGUUCCUAGCUGCUCAUAAUGACUAGCUGGAAUGGCCACUCCAGAGACAGCUCUUGGUGGGGAAGGACCAAAUGUCAUUGGGCUUCAUCCAAGUCAUUGCCUUGCCCCUCUAUCUGGUAUAGCCAGCUAAAAAAAAUGAAACUUAAAUUCAGUGUGGUAAUUAAUGUUUUUUUUUUUAUUAAAAACAAAAAACAAAAACAGGUGCCUCAGCAGCAAGGAGUUCCAGGUUACUGGAAAUGUGUGAAAAGGGAGAGCAUUAAAGGAGCAAAAGAAGUCUGGAAGCAAACUGGGAAAAGUCCCUUCUAGAAAAAAAGAACAUCAUUUUACAACUAUAAAUGUCUGGGUUUGCUUUUGGUGUAUGUUUGUUUACAUAAUGGCUAUAUUUGAUGGAAUAGAAUAUCUUUAUACAAUUGAGUGUUGAACAAAUUUAUUUUCUCAUUAUAAUUCUACAGUAUUCUACAGUAUUUAUCAGUAUAAUCAACGUUGAUGGGGGACUAUUACAAUUUCCAGAUUUCAUAAGGUGUUUUAAUUCCCAAUAGUACUGAAGUUCUAAAAAAUGGAUACUAUCAAAAUCCCUGAAUUGAUCAGUCUGUCUGGAAUUUAGUAGAAAUUUCUCAUUUUGCAUAUGUUUCAUAAGAAAAGCGCAUCCUGUUAACAGGGCUGAAAGACCUAAAAGGAUAUCCUGUGACCAGAAAGAAGAAAAGCUUGAAACCUACAACUCCAGAAUGAAUUUUAUAAAGCAACAAUCAUUUUAAAACUACAAUCCUCAGCUGCCUCACAGAUUUCACUAGUUCUGAACAAUUACCAGACUGAAACUUUGUAUAUUCCUGUAUAUUUUUCUUCUAAUUUAUACAAAUAUAUUUUUGACUGUUCUGUUUGCAGUAUGCUUUGCAUUUCUCACUCCAGCCUGGAAAUAGGAACAUGUUUACAUAUAAACUGGAAAAUUGUAAAUGGUGUGAAUUUGUAUAAACAAAAAGUUGCAUGCAGUCAAGAAAUGGGUAGAAAAUAAAGUGUCUUUUGGUAGAUAUAAAUGAAAUAGCUCCUGGCCAUCCUUGACACUGAGCUUGGCAAUUACCUUUUCUCUGUGGGCUUGCUAUGACCGUAGUGGUUCAGCUUUGCAGAGCAAUGAGCAUCUUGAUUGUUUCAGGAGAAAAGAGAUUGAAAUUGGGAGGGGGAGUUAACUAGACCUCUAACUUUAGUAUAACUAGAAAUGGGAGGGAAGUUAACUUGAAUACAAAUAAGAAACUGUGCAAUGCCAAUCUGUAAUUUAGACACCAGCAGCCUCUGAGCCAAAUCCAGUCUGCUGGGGACAGGGCUGUUGCCAUGUUUGAGGCAAGGAUCUCUCUAACCCCCACCACCAUGGUCUCUCCCCCUCGCCUGGAAAUGAAGGCGGGGAUGGCUGUAGCCACUUCAUUCGCUGCUUUGAGCACCCGGCUGAUCACAGCUUCCCCAUCCCUCCUGCUGCCUUCCCUGGUAGUGUGGCCUGAUGGUGGGUGGAGAUGGAGAACAGCACUUAGCCUGCCACUGAGCAGAGAAGUGCUGUUUCUGUUGAUUACUUGCGUUACACAAUUUUAAAAACCAAUAAAGCAUAUAUAUACAAAAAGAAGAAGUGCUCGGUGAAGGAGCCGCCAGCAUCUUCAUUGAUCCAGAAGGGCAAGGCAUUCUGGUGCAGUAAAGACAGCAGCAGCUGCAGCCACUGUUCUCUGCUGAGCACUGGGGCAGAGCGAAAGUGAAGGAGAGAGAGAUGACAGCCCCUGCCCCAGCGGUUCUUCUGAGACCCUUGGGCCCAAGCAGUAGCUCCAUCAUCCCAGGUGGUCAGUACCGGACAGCCCCAAAAGCAAGUGGUAUAUUGUAGUCGUGGCAACAGGGCUUGCUGGCAGUCAGAGUCCUAGCCUCUUAUGCUAUCCUUGUAAUGGCCUUCAUGUAAAACUACUGUGUUGAAAGUAAAAGGCAGUGUUUCUGUGCUGGAGAGGAGAGGGCUAGAAAUUCUGGGUGGGUGGGUGCAUGCAUGCACUUGCGUAUACAUCUGCAUAUGUGUUUUGCGUGAGGGUAAAUGCAUGAGUGUGCAUGAGAGGGAGAGAGUGCUGUGUGAUUGUGUCUUGGGUGAAUGCAUGCCUAGACUGACCAUAUCCAACCCUGGCAUGUGGUCCUCAGACUACAAAAGCUUGGCCACUCCUGUAAUAAAUUGAGCAAACAUAAUUGUGUCUGUUAUUUGCUAUCGUACUUUCCUAGUGGAAAUGAUUGACACAGUGCUGUGUAUAUUUAUGGCACAGUAAUUUAUUCAC
Messenger RNA from Podarcis lilfordi (Lilford's wall lizard), 67926 nucleotides. NCBI's taxonomy places the organism in Eukaryota, Metazoa, Chordata, Lepidosauria, Squamata, Lacertidae. The record is from the annotation of a GenBank genome assembly.